Messenger RNA from Pelobates cultripes (western spadefoot toad), 81149 nucleotides. The record is from the annotation of a GenBank genome assembly. Lineage: Eukaryota; Metazoa; Chordata; Amphibia; Anura; Pelobatidae.
AUGCGCACGCGGCACCCUCUCGCAGUUUAGGCCGUUCCCAGGGGUUUCCUCGCGUCUAGCGCCCGAGUGUUGCGGACAGGAGAACGGGUAAUAAACUACCCGAUGGGAAGCCCAGCAGCCAGUAUACCCGCCCUGGGGUCGGGGAACCGACGGGGAAGCGUGGGAGCGGCUUCCCCACAGAGGGAGCCCACAGGAGGGCUGAGUAGUGGGAAGUAUUAAAACAGACAGGUGUUAUCAUGCAGUGACAAUACACAUAAUGUAAUCAACAUAAUCACACAAACAAAAUAAAGCAAUAACAAUGCAGAUCAAUAAAUUAAGGUGUUGAGGCAGCAGCAAAGAAAGAGAAAGAGGAAGAGGUUACAUGAGAGGAUAACAUAUGUGGACUGUUCCUAUUGGUUAAGAGAUAAUGAUGUAAUGUUAACCCUGUGAGGGUAUUUAUGCAUGUUUUUUUCUACAAAUAAACACCUUAGCUUUCUUUGCUGGUGAGGAAUAAAAGAAAGAGAUAAGCCUAAUAGGAGCCUCCAUGUCCUUUAAUAAAAUCUGUUUUUCUUUUCUUCAUUUAUGAUCUAUUUCUCUUUAAAUCAUAAGACAAAGUAGGGACUACCUUGUCUUAUGUAUAUUUCCUACGCCUGACAAUUGUGACAAAGGGUUGGAGCUUAAUGCAAACUCCACUUCCUUUGUCAAGCUAACAAAGGGUGAUGCUAGCCUUAAUUAAGCUCCAACCUUUGUCAAGACUGCCAUGUUUAGAAAAAGACAAAGUAGUCCCUGCUUUCUCUUAUAUUUUAAUGAAAAACAGAAAUGAAGAAACGAAGAACAGAUUCUGAAAAAGGAAGAGAAGAGGAAACACUAUGAAAAAGGUAAGGUUUAAAGUUAAUUGCCAAAAACACUGCAAAUAUUAGCAGUGAAGGUGUUCUAAUGAUAAAUAUUGAUUGAACUAUAAAGGUCAUUCCGAUGUCUUAGAAUUGAGAGGAAAUUUGGAUUCUGUCUCACAGAGAGAGGGGAAGGACUGACUUAACUAAAACGGGAAGUGAGCUAUAUGCCGCCUUUAUGUGAUGAAACUAAACACGACAUAAUCAUCUUAACUCUAUUUAUUCCUUCUCCAUUUACAGCAAAUACUAUGAGAAAGAAGCAUUAAUGUCUGAUGCAGUGUGUGGUCCUAUUUUGGCUGCUCUCUUGGGUAAGGACACUCUAAGACGCUUUUUUCACAUAGAAAAGUUUCACCACUUUUGCAAUAGAAAUGUUACCUAUUUACUAAAAGCAAGCUUCUCUGUAGUCACUUAUUCUAUCUCAUUAUCGCUGGUCAUCUUUGGGAGCUGUCAUGUGUGUUUUUGUAAAACGUCUUUGGAAUACGGUCACCGUAGGCCAUCCCAAUCCAGCAGCAUUGAUAAUGCUGAAUUAACCUUUCCAUUUUAUCAAUAACAAUCUUUUCAAUUUCUGUCCAACUUUAGAGUACAUAGGGGCCAGUUAGCUGGUUCACUCAGACUGUCAGUGUUAUCCAGUUUGGAUGGAAUUUGUAUAAUAAAAUAUAUGUAUUUCUAAAUGAACAAUUACAAAAUGAAAUAGAUGCCAAAUGUGCACAAGUAGAGCUACAUACAAUUUAUUUGAAGGACCUUAAAGAAACAAACAUUUUGGGGGUUCCCAUUUAUCAAUACCAAUAUUGUUCUGAGGAACCCCAAAACAUUUGUUUCUUUCUGGAUUUCAAAUAAAUUGUGUAUGCCUUCAUUUUGUCAUUGUUUGUCUUAGAUUUGACCCUACCUUGAGCAACAGGGUAUAAGGUCAGCAGUUUAUUAGUUAUUUAAUUUUAAGUUUUGGGGGACUGCAAUAACCCUUACUCUAUCUCUAUGUGGCCACUUUAUUUCUAAAUUAGUUUGGAAGUGUAUAAAUAAUUGAUGCAGAUAAUUAUCUUUACUUUAUUCUUCUGAGCUUUCAUUUUUUUCACACCUGUCAUUUUUCCUAUAUUUUUGUGCCAAUUCAUGCUAAAUAAACCUUUCAUAACUGUAAAAAUCUUUUACAGUUUACCUAUAUUGACCUACCAAAUUUUUUGUUUUUUGUUUUUUUUGUUUUAUUAAAACUUUAUUAUUUUUUUGUUUAAAAAAAGUAACAAAAUAUCUCAAAAUAACAAUAUUAUGCCUAACAAAGAAAACGAUAAAUAUGCUGUUAUCAUACAAAUCUUGUUAGCGUUAUUAUUAUCAAGGGGCGAUUUGGCCUGUUUCACAAUUUGAGUCAGAUCAGGUCAAAUGUCCUAAGAAUAUAUCAAAUGAUUAUUUAUCAAUAGUAUAACACAAAAUCUCUUCAUAAUUAGUGCAGCAUAACAAUAUAAAAGGAAAAAAAAACAACAACAACAAAAACACAAGACAAAAAAAUAACAUAAAAAGGGGGGGAGGGGUGAAGAGAACCGACUGUGGUGAAUAGAUCAAUUAAUCGCUACUAAAAUAAAAUAAAAUGUGAAGCACAACUCUAAAGUCAUAGUUAACAUUGAUCAAUGUAAUCAAGAUGUCAGUAAGGUCUAACUAAUUGAAGAAUUUGCUCUAUUCAUAUAAUUAUCGUUAUUGUUGUUUGCUGAUGUAGAAAACAUAAUACGAAUUCUACAACCCAUGAAUAUGAAGUGUGGUUAGAAAACAAUAGAUUUAUAUGAAGACCAUUAAUUUAACCAUUUUUGCCAUAGUUUCAUAUAUUUAAGUAGCUGACCACCUGCCCCCAAUAUAAAUCCUCCGUAGAUCCUGUAUCUUCUACUUUUUUUACGCACUGCACCAAAGUAUGUUUUUUUUGUUUUUGUUUUACCAAAACCUAGGUAUCAGACCAUUAGCGUCAUUUUGAAGAAGGUUUAAUAGUUUUUGCUUAGCUGUGUUCUUGAAAAAAGACAUAUGGCCUAACAUUUUAAAUUCACUAUAAAAUUCCCACUGUUCGCACUUAAACCAAAAACAUUUUGUUUCAGCAUGAACAUACAUAUAUGUUUGUAUUGUAAAACUAAGGAUUUUACCCUGUUAAUGCUUUAAUUGCCCAGUGGAUAGGGGAGGUUUUAAAAUGAAAUACUGUAUUUUCUGGCAUAUAAGAUGACUUUUUAACCCUGGAAAAUCUUCUCCAAAGUCGGGGGUCGUCUUAUACGCCGGGUAUAGGGUCUAUAUGGCUGCCGGGGGCGCCCUGCGCCCCCAUCGCCGGCCCUUCUAAUGCUGCAGCCGCCUGAGCGCUCUAUAGAGAGCGCUCAGACGGCUGCCGCACUGCCUCUCUUCUCACCUCCCCUUCCCUGUGCAGAGUGGGUGGCCGAGCUCCUCUUCGUCCUGUCAGCUCACUUCCUUUCAGUCCGGCCGGGAACAGGUAACUGAAUCUCCUGUACCGCGCGGUACCCGGCCGGACUGACAGGACGAAGAGGAGCUCGGCCACCCACUCUGCACAGGGAAGGGGAGGUGAGAAGAAUGUAGGGAGGAUUGGGGUGGAGUAAAAAGAAUGGAGGGGGGAGUAAAAAAAAUGGAGGGGGGGAGUAAAAAGAAUAGUGGGAGUAAAAAGAAUAUAUCGCAAUUAGCCUCCUGUGUGCUAGACCAGCAGGCAUGGAUUAUAUGCCCAAACAGCCUGGCACAUACCUGGGCUUUAAAUGCUAUUUCAGAUUAUCAUUAUUUAAUGUCUUGCUGUGUAGCUCUGUCUGCUCACUGUACAUCAUGGCUAAUUUUUAUUUGGUGUGCAUUGGAAGAGGGGUAGUCUUAUACGGCGAGUAUAUCCCAAACUCUAUAUUUUAACUGGAAAAGUUGGGGGUCGUCUUAUACGCCCAGUCGUCUUAUACGCCGGAAAAUAUGGUAUAUUAAUAAAGAGUUGUUUUUUUUAGUGUUCUUUUUAACUGGGCCUAGGGCCCUUUGAAAUCUUAAUCCUUCUCUGAACACUCCUAAUCCUUUGUCGCUCUUUUUACUUUGCAGUGGGUCCGUGUGCAUUAGAAUACACAAAGUUAAAGACAGCUGAUCACUACUGGACAGACCCAUCUGCUGAUGAACUUGUUCAGAGACACCGGAUCCAUGGUGCUCACAACCGCCAAGACUCCCCAGGGAAACGGCCGACUCUUGGUGUAAGUGUCUAGUUUCCUGAGUAAAAACUGAGAAGUAUUUUAGUCUAAAUACUUUUUCCAGUUCACACCAGAGGUGGAACUGCAGGUUUAAAGCUCAAAGAAGUGCCACGAAUUAUUGUAAAAUCUGUUUAUUUGAAUGUUUGAGGACUUAAAAUUAGGGAAGAGAUUAUUGAUAAUUUAUUGUGGAGUUGAUUUGGGGCAUCUAUUAUGGUUUUGUGCUGCCAGUUUGGCAUGACUCUGAUCAAUGGGAGUUAGUAGGUAAUAAUUGCCUACCCUUACUCUCAAGGGACACUUCACUGCUAUAACAACAUAUAAUCCGUGGAAGUUCUGGCUCUGUCCUGUCUGUCUACACAUAAAUGCAUAUAACUAUUUAAAUUUGAAAACAUAGUUGCAAUAAUAAGCUUGUGUUUAAGGAGAAAAGCUAUGUCUACCCCUCUGCCAGUACAAUGUUUUGUAUAGUGUGCACAUACAAGGAUUCUGUACAAGUCCCCUCCGACCCUCAGGAAGUCCAAGCAACUGUGAGAGGGCUUGUCAAAAAACUAAUAUCAGCUGCUGACUAAAUAAUAAAUAAUAUAAUAAAUAAUAAAACAAAAAAAGGAGAGUUGAAAUCUGGCUUACAUCGUCAAUACUGACAUCAUUUUUAUACGUUAUUAUAUUUUAAGUAAUAUUGCAAAGCUUUGUUUUGCAUUCCUUCAAAUGGUUUGUGCACAGUUGUGUCAUCCUCAAUGUAUGACCGAGUCAGGGGCGGAUCCAGAACUGGUAGAUUAUUUAAAGAAACAAUCCAGGGACAAUAACCACUAAAGCUUUCUGUUGUGGUUAUGGUGACAGGAAUGCUGUGGCGCCCUCCCAGAGUAAGUAGUCAAACUGUUUAAGAACAGUUUGACAACUUACCUGGGGUCUGCAGGGAUAGGGGCUGUAGUAGGGGCAGUAUAGUGGGUGAGGGGUGCAAAGUAUUCGAGGGGUGUAUAUAGCGCCAACAUAUUUCACAAUGCUUUACAAUUAAAGAAUGGGAUAUUUUACAAAAAGUAAUUGAAAUGCAAAACAAUAACAGCGAUAAGAGGGGAAAAGUCUCCUGCUCAAACAGGUCAACAAUCUGUGGAAUGUGCAAUGUUGAGAAAUGAGGGGCUCCAGCCCAAACUAUUUCUGGGGCCGAUGAUGGUGCAUUUUCUAUAGAGCAGUACCCCCUAACCGUCCAGGAUUUAUGGAUUACCCAGUUGUUUCUAAGGUGUUUUUAGAAAGAAAAAAAAAAACACUUUAGACACAACAGUGUAAUCCCUAAAUCCUGGACCGGUAGGAGGACUGGGUUGGGAACCCCUGGUAUAGAGAAUGCAGAGCUUAAAAAAUGCAUGUCUGAUUGCAGCAAAGCAAACAAUGCAGAUGGGGAGAGCAGUCACCUUGUAUGUAUUCAGGUUGCAAGGAUUAAGGCAUCACCCCCUCCUGAAUAAUAUUCAAAUAUCAACAAAUGAUGUCCAGGGCUUAUAUUGAAAAUAAUAUUAUUUUAUUGACAACACAAAGCAACACACACAUAUUGCUGCUUUGAAUUGCCAAUAAAGGGAUAUUAUUUUCAUUAUAAAGAGUGCUAGACACAUUUUGUUAAUAUUUUGAUUGCAGCAACAGUCAAACCACCUUCACUUUUAAAAAAAUGUUUUUUAUGUGAUUUUAAUAGUAGUCACGCAAAUGGAAAAAUACCAGAAUAGUCUUCUGAAUAAAAGCAUUAAUAAGGCGUUAAAAUGUUCAAUAAUUAGGCUGGUGAAUUAUUUCUUAAAUCGUUACUACAUAUUACUUCAUGAAUCAUAAAAUAAUGAAUUAAAUAUAACGUGAUCACAAUGACUGACCUUUGAUGAAUCAAGCCACUUAAUUAUGGUAAUUUUGCCCCAAUUAUCUCUUGGGCAUAGUUUCUAGUGAUCUAUCUGUCUAAUUCCCUUGUAGCAAAAUCAUUGCAGUUUGUACAAACUUGCUUUUUUCAAGCAUAUUUUAAUACUAAGGAGAACAGCUCUGUGCGUUUUACCUUUUUCUUAAAAAUCAAAACGGCGUUCGUGAUAUGGUGUAUUAUCGAUUAACCUGACAUGGGAAACAUAUUUUUUGUAAGAAAUAAAUAAGUUUAGAGUGUUCCAAGGAUUAUAUUUGUACUAUUACAAUGUCUAGAGUCUGGUUAUAGAAAUGAGUUAAAAAAAUUCGUGUUAAUUCCUACCACGAAAUAAAUGUAAUCCUGAUUAUAUCCCACAGUGUCAUAUGCAGCAAAUGAAAUUUGAUCAGUGUUGUAGUGCAAUCAGCAAUAGAAGAGUCGUAGCACAUUCGUUAUAUUGCUUAACAGGCAUUCAACAUAGUCUAUGUCUGGUAAACAAGAGCAUUUAUUACGGAAAGGUAUAUAACUUGUUUAAAUUGGAUAUUUAUUAUAGGACUGUCAACACCUAGCCUUAAGAAGACAGGUAAUUAUUUGGUAUAUGUGCUCAGCGAUUAUUUCUACCAAUCAUUUCCAGGAAUUCCCUCUUUUAUUGGUUUUGUAAUUGUAUUGAUUACUUUUUCCAGGAAAACCGCACAACACACACAGAAAUUAAUCCUGUUCUCCAUUUGGCCUAUAAACUACCUGACUGGGAGUUAUGACAGAUUCAGAUCCAUGUGUCAUGAGAUAAAUGCAAGUGUUGCUUAUUGAUCCUUAAGAGACAGGAGUUUUAGCUUGUUCCCUCUUCGUCAAUCUUGCCUAGUAGCUCUGCUGUGGAUUUCAUAGGAAUCGUGAUUUUAAAAAGACACAGCAGGCAAGAGUUGACUCUAGUUUUUAAAGUGUUAAAUAAUGAUAAAAUGAAAAAUGAAAAAAGACAUACCACUUGUGACGGACCGCCUUGCACCCUCUCAAUCGCUGCUUCCUAGUACCAUAAGCACUGCAGUGGAACACCAUUACCACCGUAAACCCCACAAACCGCCGCAGCUGGGAUUGGGUCUCGCCGUCCUCCACCAACCCUGGGCCCAAGACCAGGACCCAGCUUCCAGUGGGUAGACCUCUCCUAGUCCUGAGAGCGUGGCAUGGAACAUACUCAGGGGAGUAUUGUAAUAUAGCAAUCUGCAGAGUGUAUGUAGUUCUCCAAUCCCCCAAACAUGAAGGGGUAAAGCAUUAUGUUUAAUGGAAGCCACAGCUGGCCUUUUAUGACAAUCCCCAUGCAAGGGGCAUUCCCACGUGGACCUUGUGGGGAAUUGCAGCACCAAGUCACAGACCAAUAACAACAAUGGUUAAAUGCAUGACACUCCCCUCCCCUCUGCCUUGGAGAUAAUUGAAUCAGGAACUGUACUAAUCUAAUCCAACUAUCUCCAAGCACAGAAAAAAACAUAAUUUUUUAAAACACCCUAAAAGUACCCUAAAAAUACUCUAGAUCUAACUUUUUGGCACUCCCAUUUUAUAUAUAAUUUGGAUCAUUUUUUUUUUCAGGGAAUUCCCUUGUAACAUUUGAUUAAUUUAAAGAAAAAUUUGAUUUGGACCAUUCUAUAUUACCAAAAUGUACUCUAAUAACAAACAAAUUGAAAGAAAAUUUUGAAAUAUUGGAAUUGGGUAAAGGAGAUAAAUCAUUAAAAAUGUCAAAUUUAGAAAAAAUAUAUCUCCUCAAUCCAAAUCGUAAAGGCAUAAUCUCAUUUUGCUAUUCCCAUAUUUCUCCUACGCCCACAUCUAAAUUAUCUGUUAUCUAGACCUAUAAUUGUACAUAGAAUUCCCAUCAAUUCACAUAUUGGUGAAUAACCCUGUAAGAGUAUUAGAGGUAUUUGCAUGGAUUCUGAAUUUGAACACAUCCUGUAUUUUUCCUCUAAAUAAUAUGGGAACAAUAUCAAUGAUAAUUAUCCACCAUGGCUGACAAGCUGCUGUGGUCAAUGUACUCUUAUCAGUCGCAGGGCAGUACUUAUGGUACAAGUCUAUGUGCUAAUGAUAUUGUCAUUCCAAAUAGUACACAGAAAGUACAAGGGUCACAUGAAUGAUUAAGUGCCUGUAUUCGGAAAACAAAACUAGUUAUAGUAAUUAAAUAAACACAGCGAGAUGUGCUGCCAAUACCUAGUAUACAUUUAACAAGGCGACAUAAAAUAAUCUUUGGCAAAGGCUCAAAAUAGAAAGAUAAGCUAUGCAGAACACUUGUUAUAGACAUAAUCAAAUAUUAAUGACAGUGACACAAUAUAUAGGACACUAAUAAGACAAGAUGAAGGAAAAUCUGAGUACAUAAAAGCAAAUACUGUUAAAAUAAUUGAGAGAUUUACUUAAUAGAAAUAAGAAUAUGAUAACGGGUUGUUAUAUAGGAUUUAAUUUGAAAUCAUACCAUCAAACAGAUAUUUAGUCUCUUUUUCAACUUGUGAAAACUAAAACACCAUCAACGCCUAUGUUUAGUUUACCUAUUUCGGUAAACGAAAGAUAACUUUUUAUAUGGGAGUUAAACUACUGCUGGCAAGAGUCAGGGCAAAAAACAUGUGAUGUCAAGCAGCCAAUCAGAACCAGAGAUCCAAACAGUUGAGCUGUUCAACUCCCAGCAUCCCACAGUACAGGAAGAGGAAUAGGGUGAUGACGAGGAUGCCAUUUUACUCAUAAAGAUGUCCAUCUUAAAUCUAUUUUUCAACUUCAGUAAAAACUGGUGAACAUACAAAUGCAUUGACUCAAGAUAUAGACAGUUCCUAUAACACCAGACUUAUUUUCUGAUGGCCAAGCCACUUUAACCGCAAGCUUGAAUGCUCAGUCGAGAGAAAAUAGAGGCAAUGCUGUCUCUCAUUGGGAGGAAAUUGCAACACUGCGAGGUAGGGAUGGUAACAGCCACCUCAUAGGGAGGAACAAGGGGAAAUUACAAAUUAAAUAUUUAUUCAUGCAGGUUUAUAAUACAAAUGCUACUAAACUGAUCUCUACAGUGAUAGAAAGCAUACAUUUAAAGCAUCACCAAUUUUGGGCAAAGGGGUUAUCUGCUUUUGAGGUCGUAUGGCCUUUAACGUCUGUAAUUCUGAGCUUGAUGCCGACUGGAUAAGAUUAAUAGGAGAUACAAUGCACAGCAUCAUGAAGGCUAACCUCACGUCACACUCAUUUCGAAUCCCCCUAAUAGUAUAGGAUCCCCCUUUAAAGCCACACUGCUGUAUCUGAGUAACGGGCAGUCAGUUGUUAACUUUAUAGUCAUUAACAGAAAUGUGUGAGAACCAGUCGGUUGUUGUGGUCACACCAUCGGAGCCCCUGAAAUCGCUGUACUACCUGCCUCACCCUUAAAGUGGACUGUAACUAAAAAUGAUAAUAUUUUACAUCUAAUAUUUAUGCUAUAAUAAUAAUUUUUUAUUUUUUUAUUUUAAUUCAUGUAUAUUGAAAUGUUUGAAGAAAUCACUUUCCUACAUUUCCCACUGUCUUUUUCUGACAGUCAUAUUUGUGCAUCUCGGGUCAGACUGUUUGUUGUCCCCACCCAACGCUCACUAUUUGACAAUCAUCAGUUGCUUUUUAAAAUCAUGUGCUUUUUUUUUUUUAAUUUUCUAUCAGACUACUUUGACAGUUUUAAAAUGAGCAUUGGCUAAUCUCAUCAAUCAUUUUGCAUCACGGUCUUAUUAAUGUUCUGUAAAUAAUCCUACCUGCUAAAGUAAAAAUGUCAAAGUUUACAUAUUUAGAGGGGAACCAGAACUUCUAUUGAAAUUGCACGAUUGGCAUACUAUAACGUUUGUUAACCUUUUUUUGUUUUUCAUAUGAUGCUUUGUUUUCUUUUAGAAAUAUAUUAAAGAAUUAGUAAUUAACAUCUUAAUCCAGGAAUGGCUAAGUCACACAUUAAAUGAUUUGUUUAUAUUAUUAACAAAUCCAAUCACAUUAUUAAUAAACCUUUAUCAGGCCUUUGGUAGGCAUUUGCAUGAUCUUACAAUGCUGUUUGCUAUAUAGAAAUCCAUCUUCUAAAUCAGACCUAAGCUGACAUUUGUGUGAGCUACACUGGAGCCCAUUGCUGUAUCAUCAAAUCAUCUAUAAAACACUUACUGUCAGGAUCUUACCUGAGUUGGGAGUCUGUAGCGCAGAUAUGUUGCUCACCCUUGCAAAUAGACACAGUCCAAGGUGACCAGAUAAUAAACCACCUGGACUGUGAAUCUGUGCACGGGGGCUGUGCAGGAUAAAGCUCCAAGUUGCAAUACAGGCAAGGACACAAACAGCAGGAUAGUCAAAGGAUAGCCAAAGUCAAAGGAUGCCAGAGGUCAGGAUCAACAAAGAGUAGCCAAAGUCAAGGGAUGCCACAGGUCAGAGAAAUCGAUAAGAAGAGCCGAGGUUUUUCAUAUGAUGCUUUGUUUUCUUUUAAAAAUGUAUUAAAGAAUCAGUAAUUAACAUCUCAAUCCAGGAAUGGCUAGGUCACACAUUACUUUGGAGAAGGAAGAGACAUAGAAGCAUUAUUUUUUUGUUUUUCAUCAUCUCUCUAUAUGCUCUCUGUUGGCUGUGGAUGCAAAGACUGUUUUGUAUUCACCAAACAUUUUAUUGAAAUGUAAGCCGAAUAAAGAAACAUUUGGGGUUUCUUUGUGUUACAUAACCAAAUACCACAAAUAGCAACUUCCAUGCUAAAAACAUUAAUCGUCAAAUAUUAUGUACAGUAGGAAGCAGAUUUACAAACAAACAAGAAGACUUUAUUGGUCAGGUUCAGUUCCAAGCUAAAUUAUAAAGAGUACCCAUUUUCGAGAAAACAGAAAAUCAAACCGUGGCCAGGUCUACUUCUCAGAAAGAUUGCUCCAUCCCUCUCCAUUAUUUAAAUCAAAUUGGAAGUCACUCACAAAGUCUUCUUAAACAUAAAGAACAUGAAGCCAAUAUGGAGGCACUCAGCUCUGGAAUUGGUUGAUGGAUUUCUACUUUAAAUUUUAUUUUUCAGACUUAUUUGUUAAAUAUAGAGAAUAUGUAAAGAUAAUAUUGAAAGUAGGUAAAAACAUAGAGAGUAAGUAAAGUGAAUCAAAAUAAAGUAGACUCACAUAUGUACCAAAUAUACUUGCUGAUUAAACGCACAAACCUAUAAAUCUAUUUAUCUGAUUAAAAACAAGAUAAGCAUGAGCAGGUUGUCUUGAUAGUUUUGAACCUGUGAGAGAAUAGGAUUAUGUUGCUAAGAGACAUUUUGAGGCGUUAGAGGGAAACGUCCUAAAAGCUCCACUUUGGGCGUUAUUUCCCUCUGUUUAUCUAGCCUGCUCCAGUUUGUUGGAACAUUUACAAAUCUUUGUACUAAAUAAAUUGUGAUGAGCUGGCAUUUGCCAUACAGAAUGUAGGUCAAAAUAACUACUUUAAUCUAGUUUUCUAGUUAAGAUUGUGAUAUUUUCUUCAAGUCUCCAGUUAUGGUAUACACUUAGUUGCUAUUUCCCCGUAUCUAUGUUUAAUAUAGAACACCCAUAGUUUAUAAAAUAAAUAGUGUAUAUCACAGGUCUCCAUUGAAAUAUAUCUAAAACUAACACACCAGCUUGCUAGUGAUCUAUAUACCGGUAUUUAUUUUAGUGUACAAUGACCAGAAAUAGCUCCAACGUACAAAAUUUAUCUUUUCACAGUUCAAAAAACGUCAUUCGAGUGGUAGCAUGUCGGAGGAUAAAUUUGCUGCUUCAGCGAGAGAAUAUGUUGAGUCUCUGCAUCAGAAUUCCAAAAUACAUCUUCUGUAUGGGAAAAAUAAUGUUUUGGUCCAGCCGGUAAGUUUUCUUGAUUGUUUAAAAUACAGUAGACAUGGAGUAAGAUAUAAAAAAGAAAUGUUAUGUUUUAGUUUUUUAAUAACCUCUAUAGCAACGCCACAUGUAAAAACAUAUAAAUAAAUCUGCAAGUGACAAGGCAUACAUGCAGUAUAGCUAAUUGCUCAUUCUCGGGUUUGCUUCUCAGAUUGUAGACACACAGACAGGCAGUAAUCUUCCCUUUAUCAACACUAAAACCUCUUAAUAGAUAUCUACAACUCACCUAAUGUAGUCCAACUUGGUAGCAAUUGUCCAGCUUCGUGGCAGCCAUAGUACCCUUUUUCAUAGCCCUUAUACUUAACAGCUCUCUAGUAUCCCUGUGUUUUGCCCCUCGUCUAGAUUGUAAAUGCGCAUGCAAAAUCCUCUGUCCUUUCAGUUUGUAAUAUGCUUAAGUACAAUAUCCAAGGCUACAUAAAAUGGCUUAACUGACAUAAACAAAUGUUUAAUUUCUCCAUGCUGAUGCCAAGGAUGGAUACAUAAAACUCACUUUACAGCCAUAACAUGAGACUCCGGAAAUUAAAAGUCACAUCUAAUGGCACUCUUUGGCAUCUGGUUUUUAAGAGUCUGUGUACUAAUCACUGAGUUUUGAAAAAUGUUCAACCAACUUGAAAUCUCUAAGCUAAAAUUGGUUAAUUCAAAUAUAUCUCAAGUUGCAGGUUAUUUCCAAUCAAGUUACUGUGGCCUAAAUGUUACUAUUCUGUAUCUACAUACCACUGCUUAAUAAAUAACUCUGUUUGGUCUACAGUUGUUUGUGAUUCUCUAACUUUUUUUUUUUUUUUAGAAAGAGGACAUGGAAGCUAUUCCUGGAUAUCUAUCCUUACAUCAGAGUGGUGAGAACCUGACCCUAAAAUGGACACCAAACCAGCUCUUAAAUGGAACUCUAGGUGACUCUGAGCUGGAAAAGAGGUUAGUAUGCUAAUGCAAUUUUGUCAGAUCAUAAUACAUUUUAAUGGCACAUAGCUAAAUUUUUAGGUGUCAUCUAUAUUUUUUUAAAGACCAUUUAUUUAUAAAAAAUAUAUAUUUUCCAACUAGCAUGUCGUUGUAAAUAUAAAUUAUUAGUUUAUAUUAUUAACAAAUCCUAUCACAUUAUUAAUAAACCUUCAUUAGGCCUUUGGUAGGCAUUUGCAUGAUCUUACAAUGCUGAUUGCUACAUAGAAAUCCAUCUUCUAAAUCAGACCUAAGCUGGCAUUUGUGUGAGCUACACUGGAGCCCAUUGCUGUAUCAUCAAAUCAUCUAUAAAACACUUACUGUCAGGAUCUUACCUGAGUUGGGAGUCUGUAGCGCAGAUAUGUUGCUCACCCUUGCAAAUAGACACAGUCCAAGAUGACCAGAUAAACCACCUGGACUGUGAAUCUGUGCAUGGGGGCUGUGCAGGAUAAAGUUCCAAGUUGCAGUACAGGCAAGGACACAAACAGCAGGAUAGUCAAGGGAUAGCCAAAGUCAAAGGAUGCCAGAGGUCAGGAUCAACGAAGAGUAGCUGAAGUCAAGGGAUGCCACAGGUCAGAGAAAUCGAUAAGAAGAGCCAAGGUCAGGAGCCAGGAACAAACUGGAGAACAAACGAUCUGGAUACUCAGAAACAGGAACCAAACAGCAGAACCAGAGUCAAUGAAUUGACAAAAUUCCCAGGGCGAGGCAGUGCUUAAAUACCCAGCUAAUACUGAUCUGAUUCAGAUGGACUUAGAUAGGCAGGUGAGAGCCACUGGUGAAGUCCAGCUCCCUAGUGCUGAAAAUAAGACAAGAUUGGUGUUACAAACCCUGGUAUCUUAAGUACCUUGCUUGCCUAUUCCUCCCGAACUGCUAAGCCUAAAGAUUAUAGUUGCAGUUUGGGUGUAGUUACGAAUAGUUUCAGAUGAAUGCAGCAUCCAAGUAGUUUCUCCCCAGCAAGUAGAUAGCUACCCAAACAUGAGCAUAGACUUCAUGAAGAGUACAACAGGAAUUAUUCUUUAUUGAUGCCCCACUGGCUUUUAUGCAAGUCCCCAUGCAAGGGGACCUCCCACAUGGACCUUGUGGGGCACAGGGACACAAAUGUUACAUCCAAUAAUAGUUCAGUGACAAAGAUGAACACUCCCACUGCAAACAGACAAUCCCCUCCUCUCUGCCUGUGAGAUAAUUGAGUCAGCUAAAGGAUAACCCAAUUAUCUCCAGGCAGAAAAAACAUAUUUCCCCCAAUACUUGGAAAGUACCCUAAAACACAUAGUAUCCCCAUAAAUGUCAUAUCCCCUGAUAGCCCUGAUCUGGGUAACCAACAUAUCCACAAAUUACCCAGAUCAGUUCAGGGGUUUUCGAAUUCUAUGGAAGUGCCAUUUUACCAACCGCACACGAGGUUCCUGCCCAAAACAGCUCCAUGAGUUUAGGCUGUGCGGUCGGUCUAUUUCGAAAAUGUCAAAUAAAGGAAUAAAAUCACGAACGGAGCCCCCUGGCUCAUAGGAGUGAUUGUUCCCCUUGUAUGUGGGAACAAAACCACCAAUCAGCGCUCUCCUAGCUGUUCAGGAAAAGGAAGCAGGCGUUCAUUUGUUUUUACCGGUGUUCAGGAAGUCGAGUGUCCGAUUUUAGUUCCAGACAUUCGAUGACCAAGUCCCGCUGCCUCCUUUCGUGCAAACAAGAUAGCAAACAUUUUCUCUCUUUGGCUAUACGAACAGCAGCCACCCAGAGAGAGCACUCAAUCGACAGUUCCCUUUGUAGAUAAUGAGCCAUGGGGUGGUCGGUAGUUUCAGCUACCAAACUAAUAAAACUUAAAAAGUCAUGAAUCGCCAUAAAAGUUUCGAAUUAAAAGGCUCUUUUCUUCACAAUCGGACUUCACAGUCAAACAGGUUGGAGGUGCUCUGAAAGGUUGACUAAUCAGCAGCUGUAAGUGGUGGCUACCAGUGGCUACUGACUGCUUCUGCUGACUGAUACUGCAUUAAGAGUUUGUAGUUUUUUUUAGAUGAAAUGGAAUCUAAUUGAAGCCAAUAAUUUUUAAGUACUUAUGGAUAUUUCACCAAAUCAAACAACAAUAUGGUGCCUUUAACAGUCUGAACACUUCACACUGAAUUAAAUAGGUUCUCUAGUGUAGAAUAACAUGUCUGCAACUGAAAAAUGGAAAAAGUACAUUUCCAUAAAUACAUAUUGCCAUCUGAUUUUAUUAAAAAGUGAUAAAUAUCUUGGGGAGUAUGUUCUUUCUCCCCUUUUCAUUCCAAAUGUGAUUGUUACAAUCUUAUAAUCAAAGUUGGAUUUCCGAUCAACAAAUUUUAUUCCUAAAUCCCUGACUGUAAUUCUGAACAUAAUUGGUCAGUAGAGAGCACAAAAAAAAUGUAAAAUUAUAUUCUUUUCUUUUGCUAAUGUUUUCUAGAAGUAAACACUUUAAAUAACAAUGAUUAGUGUUUGGCGUAGCACUGUAAAAAGAGACCCCAUUAACUCUAAUUUAGUUUCUGGUAAUUAUUCCAAGUGCUUUUAGCAGCAUUUAGAAAACAUAAUGUUUCUCUGUAAUCUAUUAAGUGUAUUACCUUUCUUUCAUUUUCUAUAAAAAUGAAAUCUUGUCUUUAGCAGAGGCACUUGCUAAAUUAGGAACAUUGACAGACCCAAAAGCUUUCAUUAUUUGUUAAUGUAUAACUUAAUGUACAAUUAUUGUUGUGUACUGUUGAGAGAACAAGGGGGUGGGUAAAUAUUAAAUUUAGAAUGAUCUGUACAGGGAUGCGCUGUUCGCUAUAUUAAAGUACAACCAAUAUAAUCUCCUCUGGAAAAUAUUUAAAAGCAGGAAAAUGGAACUAUUUAUUGCAUCAACACAAGUCAAACUAAAUACAAGCAGUACUUAUCAAAGUAUAAAACAUGCAUAGCUUUCAGCCUAUAUAGUGCAUCUCAGAUGACUUAAAGGAACACUAUAGUCACCUAAAUUACUUUAGCUAAAUAAAGCAGUUUUAGUGUAUAGAUCAUUCCCCUGUAAUUUCACUGCUCAAUUCGCUGUCAUUUAGGAGUUAAAUCACUUUGUUUCUGUUUAUGCAGCCCUAGCCACACCUCCCCUGGCUCUGAUUGACAGAGCCUGCAUGAAAAAAAAAACUAGUUUCACUUUCAAACAGAUGUAAUUUACCUUAAAUAAUUGUAUCUCAAUCUCUAAAUUGAACUUUAAUCACAUACAAGAGGUUCUUGCAGGGUCUAGCAAGUUAUUAACAUAGCAGGGGAUAAGAAAAUCUUAAUUAAAGAGAACUUGCAAUAAAGAAAGCCUAAAUAGGGCUCUCUUUACAGGAAGUGUUUAUGGAAGGCUGUGCAAGUUACAUGCAGGGAGGUGUGACUAGGGUUCAUAAACAAAUUUAACUCCUAAAUGGCAGAGGAUUGAGCAGUGAGGCUGCAGGGGCAUGUUCUAUACACCAAAACUGCUUCAUUAAGCUAAAGUUGUUCAGGUGACUAUAGUGUCCCUUUAAUCUUCUAGAGCACUGUUUGGUCAAUAUUCCACUUGGUAGACUGAAGUAUAGAUCCUAGUAGCACCCAUAGCUUCAUUGAUCUCUGUCUUUCCCUUCUGCUUGAAGAUGCUGUAUUUUAAUAUUUUUACAAUAAAGGAGAUAGUGUUUAAUGAACAGAAUCAGUGGCGUACACGCCCCAUGGAGCCCCGGUGCGAAAAUUGAUCCGUGGGCCCCCCCCUCCCCCCGGCGCGCCGGCCGGGCCGCAACACAUGGCGGUGGGCACCUGGUCGCAGGGGUUACAGGGCUGCCACCCCUGCGACCACGGUAUGUACGCCAGUGCAUGCAGAUGCACACACACUUAAAGGACCACUCUAGGCACCCAGACCACUUCAGCUUAAUGAAGUGGUCUGGGUGCCAGGUCCAGCUAGGGUUAACACAUUUUUACAUAAACAUAGCAGUUUCAGAGAAACUGCUAUGUUUAUGAAUGGGUUAAGCCUUCCCCUAUUUCCUCUAGCGGCUGUCUCAUUGACAGCCGCUAGAGGCGCUUGCGUGCUUCUCACUGUGAUUUUCACAGUGAGAGCACGCCAGCGUCCAUAGGAAAGCAUUAUGAAUGCUUUCCUAUGUGACCGGCUGAAUGCGCGCGCAGCUCUUGCCGCGCGUGCGCAUUCAGCCGACGGGGAGGAGAAGAGGAGGAUCGGAGGAGGAGAGCUCUCUGCCCAGCGCUGGAAAAAGGUAAGUUUUAACCCCUUUUCCCCUUUCCAGAGCCGGGCGGGAGGGGGUCCCUGAGGGUGGGGGCACCCUCAGGGCACUAUAGUGCCAGGAAAACGAGUAUGUUUUCCUGGCACUAUAGUGGUCCUUUAAAGGACCACUACAGACACCCAGAUCACAUCAGCUCAAUGAAGUUGUCUGGGUGUCAGGUCCCUCUAGUUUUAACCUGCAGCUGAAAACAUAGCAGUUUCAGAGAAACUGCUAUGUUUCACUGAGGGUUAAUCCAGCCUCUAGUGGCUGUCUCACUGACAGCCGCUAGAGGAGCACACUGAACGUCCAUAGGAAAGCAUUGAGUAAUGCUUUCCUAUGGGCGAUUUGAAUGCGUGCACGGUCUCAUUUGGAGCUGAGAGGCUGAGGGAUCCCCAGCACCAAGGGAGUCCGGCGCUGGAGAAAGGUAAGUGCUGAAGACACACACACUCUCAUUAACAGACACACACAUUUACUGACAGAGACACACUCAGCGACAGACAUACAUACACACUCACACACUCACUUACAAAACAUACACUCUUAUUGACAAACACACACUCACUAACAGACAUCAAACAGACUCACUAAGACACACACACUCAGUAACACACACACUAACACACACUAACACUCACUCUAACACUAACACUCACUCUAACACUCACUCUAACACUCACUCUAACACACACUCUAACACUCACACUCACACUCACUCUAACACUAACACUCACUCUAACACUCACUCUAACACUAACACUCACUCUAACACUCUAACACUCACUCUAACACUAACACUCACUCUAACACUCACUCUAACACUCACUCACUCUAACACUAACACUCACUCUAACACUCACACUAACACUCACUCUAACACUAACACUCACUCUAACACUAACACUCUAACACUCACUCUAACACUAACACUCUAACACUAACACUCACUCUAACACUAACACUCUAACACUCACUCUAACACUAACACUCUAACACUAACACUAACACUCUAACACUAACACUAACACUAACACUCUAACACUAACACUCUAACACUAACACUCUAACACUAACACUCUAACACUCACUCUAACACUAACACUCUAACACUAACACUCUAACACUCACUCUAACACUAACACUCUAACACUAACACUCUAACACUCACUCUAACACUAACACACUAACACUCACACUCACACUCACUCUAACAGGUUGUUUUGUUGUUUUUUUUAAAUGUAAUCCCCCCAGCCUCCUUACCUUUUGGAGUGCUGGGGGGAUUCCCUGGGGUCCAGUGGUGCUGCUGGGCUCCUGGGCGGGUGGCCGGUCGGGCAGGCGGGCGCGCGAGGGAGCACUCAGUUCUUCCUCUUCAGCUCCCUCGCGCGCCGCGUAGGGAUGUCGGCGCCGGAAGAUGACAUCAUCUUCCGGCUCCGGUAUCAGUGCGGUGCGCGAGGGAGCUGAAGAGGAAGCACUGAGUGCUCCCUCGCGCGCCUGCCUGCCUGACCGGCCCCCCAGGGGAAGAGGCUAGCCCUGUGGGUACAUACUGGGUCGCAGGGGCAGCCGGGCCCCCUGGUGGGGCGGGCCCGGUCGCAGCCGCGACCCCUGCGACCCUGGUAUGUACGCCACUGAACAAAAUGCUGUACACAGAAAUUAAAUGCUUUCAUCUGGUUACAUACAGUGAGGGAAAAAAGUAUUUAAUCCUCUGCUGAUUUUGAACGUUUGCCCACUAACAAAAAAAAAUGAUCAGUCUAUCAUUUUAAUGGUAAGUGUAUUUUAACAGUGAGAGACAGAAUAACAAAAAAUAAAUCCAGAAACAUGCAUGUCAAAAUAGUUAUAAAUUGAUUUGCAUGUCAAUGAGUGAAAUAAGUAUUUGACUCGUUCGACUUAGUACUUGGUGACCAGGGCCGGUACAAAGAAUUUUGAGUACAUAGGCGAAGAUGCAUUUUUCCACCCCCCUCCCAAAAGCAUAUUCGCCCAUGUGCCUCUUAACCUCCCUUUUGUGUUUCUUAUCCCAUCUUUUAAAUAUCUGACUCCCUUUAGUGUAUUUUAUCUCCUAUUUUUGCCUUUGUGUGUCUCCUAUCUCUCCUCUUUGUAUGACUCUUACAUCCUCCCACAUUUUGUGUCUCACUCCUCCCAGCCCCUUUGUGUGACUCCUUUUCUCCCAGCCCCUUUGUGUCUUUUAUUCUUCCCAGCUCCUUUGUGUGUCUCUUUCCUUCUCAAGCCCAGCUGUGUGUUUCUUUUACAUCCAGCCCCUCUCCCUGUCCCUUAAUGGUCCCCUCCCUUCUCUGACCCUUACUGCUCCUCUCCCUUCUCUCCUCCUUUCCCUGUUCCUCAGUGUUCCUUUCCCUUCCCCCCUCCUUUCCCUGUCCCUUAGUGUUCCUCUCCCCUCCCCCCUCUGUUCCCUGUCGCUUAGUGUUCCUCUCCCCCCCUCCCUCCUUUUCCUGUACCUUAGGGUAUCUCUCCCUUCCUCUCCCUGUCCCUUUGUGCGCUACCCACACCCAUAGUGGUCCCCUCCCCUUCCUGGUGUGCCUCCUACCUUUCUUGUAGCGUGGCUGAGCGGAGCGAAUCCCGGUACAGUGAGCUUUUCCUGUCAGUCCUGCUAGGUACAGGAAACAGAAGUUCCUGUACCACGGUAUACUCCGCUUGGCCGCGCUACAGUCAGGGGUGUAGAAACACUGACAGUCACACACACUCAAUGACAAACACACAGACAUCUCUGACAGCCAGACUCACUUAUCUGACACACUCAUUCAUUGACAGACACUCACACGCACACUGACAGACACACAAACACUGACAGACUCAUUGACAAACACACACUGACACACACACAUACUCACAGACACUGACAGACACACAUACUCACAAGCACAUCCUGACAGACACACUCAUUCACACAUAUACACUGACAGAACCACACACAUAUUCACAUGCACACACUCACACACACACUGACAGACACACUCACUCACACACACACUGACAGACACACAUACUCACAUGCACACACAGACACACAUACUCACAGUAAUUAAUAAUCUAAAUUAAAUUUAAAUUUCCCACCCAGCCUCCCUACCUGGAGAGCUGGCGUGGGUCUCUCAUUGGUGGUCCGGUAGGGCUGCUGGGAGGCGUGCAGCUGCAUUGGAUUCCGAGGCAGUGAGGGAGCUCUGAUCUCUCUGAUCUGCUCCCUCGCAGGCUGUUUACUGAUGCCGCGGGAGCGGGAAUAUGACGUCAUCAGUAAACAGCCUGCGAGGGAGCAGAUCAGAGAGAUCAGAGCUCCCUCGCCACCUCGGAAUCCAAUUCAGCCGCACGCCGCGCCGGGGAUCCAGAAGGUGACCUGGCAGGAGGGAGCACUUCCCUCCUGCCGGUCACUGGAAUUUAGCGCCCCCAGCGCCGGUGCGCCCUAAGGCGGCCGCCUAUGCCGCCUUAUGGACACGCCGGCCCUGUUGGUGGCAAAACCCUUGUUGGCAAUCAAAGUCAGACAUUUCUUGUAGUUGGUCACCAGGUUUGCACACAUCUCAGGAGGGAUUUUGUCCCACUCCUCUUUGCAGAUCCUCUCCAAGUUGCUAGGGUUUCAAAGGCUGACAUUUGGCAACUGGAACCUUCAGCUCCCUCCAGAGAUUUUCUGUAGGAUUAAGGUCUGGAAAAGGGCUAGGCCACUCCAGGAUCUUAAUGUGCUUCUUCUUGAGCAACUCCUUUUUUGCCUUGGCUGUGUGUUUUGGGUCAUUGUCAUGCUGGACCCAUUUUCAAUUCCCUGGCUUAGGGAAGGAGUUUCUCACCCGAGAUUUGAUGGUACAUGGCCCCAUCCAUCGUCCCUUUUUCCCUUUGUCCCAUGUUUGACAGUGGGGGUGGUGUUCUUGGGGUCAUAGGCAUGAUCCUCCUCCUCCAAACACAGCGAGAGCUCGAUUUUGGUUUCAUCUGACUCUAACAUUUUUACCCAGUUCUCCUCUGAAUCAUUCAGAUGUUCAUUGGCAAACUUUAGACGGGCCUGUACAUGUGCUUUCUUGAGUAAGGGGACCUUGCGGGCGCUGAAGAAUUUCAGUCCUUCACGGCGUAGUCUGUUACCAAUUGUUUUCUUUGUGACUAUGGUCCCAGUUGCCUUGAGAUCAUUAACAAGAUCCUCCCGUGUAGUUCUGUGCUGAUUCCUCAUCGUUCUUAUGAUCAUUGAAACUCCACAAGGUGAGAUUUUGCAUACAGCACCAGACCAAGGGAGACUGACAGUUAUUUUGUGUUUCUUCCAUUUGCGAAUAAUCGCACUAACUGUUGUCACCUUCUCACCAAGCUGCUUGGCAAUGGUCUUGUAGCCCAUUCCAGCCUUGUGUAGGUCUACAGUCUUGUCCCUGACAUCUUUGGACAGCUCUUUGGUCUUGGGCAUGGUGGAGAGUUUGGAAUCCGAUUGAUUGAUUGCUUCUGUGGACAGAUGUCUUUUAUAAAGGUAACGAGCUGAGAUUAGGAGCACUCCCUUUAAGAGAGUACUCCUAAUCUCAGCUCGCUACUUGCAUAAAAAACACCUGGGAGCCAGAAAUCUUGCUGAUUGAUAGGGGAUCAAAUACUUAUUUCACUCAUUUCAAAUCAAUUUAUAACUUUUUUGACAUGCGUUUUUCUGGAUUUUUUGUUGUUCUGUCUCUCACUGUUAAAAUACAACUACCAUUAAAUUUAUAGAUUAAUAAUUUCUUAGUCAGUGGGCAAACGUUCAAAAUCAGCAGGGGAUCAAAUACUUUUCCCCCUCACUGUACAGGCUCAAUGAAACUAUAGGUGCUACAAGGAUCCAGAGUUCCAUCUAUUUACUGUCAAAAACCUUCGGUCCCCCCAUCAGUGGUGGAUGUUAUCAGUAGAUAACAUGUUUCUCUUUUUUGUUGAGCGCAGUAAAGUCUGACACUUAAGGAAAUGCAUUCUGCAUCUCGUGUCUUUGUUUAUGUGGUGUAAAGAAUGACGUCCACUGCAUUUGUUCUUCUUUUGUUUCAGUGUAUUCUGGGAUUACGCCUUGAUUGUACCCAUAAGUCAGAUAGUCUGCAUCCAUUGUCACCAGCAGCGUAAGUAUUACUCAAUGAAUGGUGCCAGUCAGCCAUGUUUAUUAAGAAAACUUCUGUAGUUUAAUCAAUCCUUUGUGUUCCCCGAUCACAUGAUGAGCCUUGGGCCUGCCUCCAAUGAUGUCUGCUUUGAUUCGUUUCACCAAAUCACAUGGGUUGCAUCCGACAUCACCUCGUCCAUAUAGUUCCCUAAUAACUUAUCCUCUCUUGUCUCUCAUUGGCUUAAUAUCACUAUAUUUAAAUGUUCAAAACGAGCCUUACAUUCAAUCAAAAUGUACCGUACAAGAUACCUAUUAAGUGGUCCCUUGUUUAAGUGCCUGUUGCUAGUACAGUGCUCAUUAACAUUAAUAACAUAAUAAAGAAAUUAAAUGUGCAAAAAGAUAAGAAGUGUUCAGACAAAGGAACAAAUUAAAUACUACCCAUAAACAUUCUAAUUGGUUCUAUACCUAUAUAUUUAGAUUCCUUUAAUUUAAUUUUAAAGUCACACCUUUUCUUUGAGUACAUCGAGACGGAUAAUUUAAUGAAAAGCCAACUUACAACUUUGACAACGCCCUACUGAUAAAAUAAACUCACGUGUGGUGAUUACCUGAAUACAUUUACCAUAUAAACCUUUGCAGAUUUUACACAACUCAGAAACAGAAGGAAUUACUGGAAAAUGUGUUGAUUUGCAAAGGUUGUGGUAACAAUUAAAUAUAAAUUAUGCAAAAUAGUGGCAACCAUAACUUGAAUUCAAAAGAGUUAUAAUGAGAACAAUAUCUAUAGUAUUUGCUUUGAUGAAUGUGAAUAAACUAUGAAAUAAUAUAAACAAGCAUUUCAUAUAUGAAGACAGCCCCCCUCCCCCAUUAAUAUUACAUUCAUCUGUUUUAGGAAAAACCUGAUCUGUAGCCUAUCUUUUUAAAUAUUCAUUCCACUCAGUGCUUAACAUAGGCUUUUUUCCACUUGCAGCAGAAAGCAAAGGGAUCCUUGUCCUGGUCAGCCAGGAUGGUAUUCAGAGACCCCCACUGCACUUUCCUCCAGGAGGUCAUCUCCUUGCCUUUCUUUCUUGCCUUGAAAAUGGACUUUUGCCCAGAGGACAGUUAGAGCCACCCCUCUGGUCGCAACGUGGAAAGGUAUGUUAGCAGUCUAUGGUUGGUUUUUGUCAUCAUCUCCCUCACACAUUUUAAAUUUCCCUAUACUGUCUCUGUGAACUAGUCCAGAAAAGCGAUCUCACCUUUGGCACCACAAGUUUUCUCCUAAAUUGUGGGCAUUGUACAGCGCUACAGAACUUCUUUUUUAUUUCAGGGAAAAGUAUUUCCAAAACUGAGAAAAAGGAACAGUUCUAACAGAUCAAUUGACAUGGAUGAAAACAUUGUGGAAGAAAUAAGCACGGACUAUGUCUUCAGGAUCAUCUAUGCAGGACACCGGCAUGAUAAUAGUAAGAUUGUCUACAAUUUAAUCCUGAUUUUCCUUGAAUUUUUGUAUGCCUUAUUUGCAGCCAGCGAAGUUGUAAAAUGGCUGGGUGCUAAACUUUACCUUGAAACUUUUCUUUGCUAACUUAACUCCAUCUACUCAACCCCUAACCCAGCAACACAAUAAAUCCACAGGUACAUGCAUUUGGGGGCAAAAACAACCACUUUAAAGAUGUCUGACUCCACCUGCCAUUGGCUAUGCUGUUAGCCAAUGAGAGCCCUAGAAGGAUAAUAUGCAGAAAUACACUCAGACGUACAGCAUCUGAGGGAGCAAAUGUGUUAUAUCAUAAAUCCUGCUAGAGCAAGCUAAACAUGUUCAAAAGGUGUAUACCAAGACAAAAGGAUGUGUAUUUUUUUUAAUUUGGCCCAAAUCUAGAUGUUAUUUUUUAUGCAACAAAAACCUAGCCCUCUGUACUUGCUGUUUUAAAUUAUGACAGAUAUUGUUUUCAUGAACAGUUUCAUGUUGUCUGUAAACAUCUGCUCAGCGUUGCAUUAUGUGAAAACUCUCACAUUAGAGAGAAAUUGCUCCCAGAAACACACUGUGCACCCAUUUAGCCCCAGUAAUAGAAUGUGCAUACUUGCAUUAUUCUAAUUAUACAUUUGCUUGUUUCAGAUACAAUACAGGAAGGAAUAAUGCAAUUUAGUUUUCUCUCAGGGUUUCUAGAAAACUUUCUUUAUGAAAAAUGUUGAAGUGGUUGUAAAACAUUUUGAAACCGUUUCUUGUGAACUACCCUGGAUUUGAACAUUUUAAUGCGCUUGUUCCAAAUCUGGCACGUUACUAUCUUAAUCAGUGGUUCUUUACCUCUCCUUAGAGCACCCUAACAGUCCAUGUUUUGUCAGUAUACCAUUUAAAGAGUCGAGAAAUGACCUAAUCCUGGAAUGGUGUGCCUUAAGGACAGUUUGAAUUUUUGAUCUAAAUUGUAUAAAAACCCAAUGCAUGUAGAGCAUUGCUGUAAUCGGAUUACGUAGCGGAUCCCAAUAUGGGAUAUCUUUCUUUCGCUAUAUAUAUUGAAAAUACAUUUACGUUGCAAAAAAUAUUAUUUAUUUUAUGUUUUUAAUUCUUCAUUUAGUUUUUAUCUAUGCUACUCUAGAAGUUUGAAGAACAGGAUUAAAAUGUAUAAUACAGUAAUAUAGAUUGCAGUUACCCAAGAUGUGACUGCUGACCCAUAAGAAAACAUUGUUACUAACUAGCCACUGUAAAUGUAAACCUCACAAUUCUACUUCUGCCAGGGACACCAAAAGCCUUAUACCCCUCCCCCAAGAAAUUAGGCUGACAUAGUCUAAGUUUGAUGAAGCGUCAGCAACAGCUUUUUCAUUUUAUAAUUUUUGUUCUUUUUUGUACUGCUAGUAACCAUAUAAAUAAUACAUGUCAGCUGCUGGCUGAGAGCUGACUGACAGUUUAAUGAAUACUAUAUAAUAAAAUAUUAUACUAUAGGCACCAAAACAACUUUACCCUAAUAAAGAUGCAGCCUCACGGCUCAAUAGGAGUUAAAUCACUUUUCACAUUUAGGAGUCAAAUCACUUUGUUUAUAUCUAGUCCUUUAUACUAGCCAUAGUCACAUCACCCUGCAUGUAACUUGCACAGCCUCCCUACAUACUUCCUGUUAAGAUAAAUCCAAUGUUUAAACUUCCUUUAUUGCACUGUAUUUUUAAUUUAAAAUUGUUUAACUCCUGCUCUGUUAAUAUGUGCCUAGAAAAGCCAGGGAAUGUAUCAUAGUAUACAGUAUAAGGAGCAGAGAAUUUAGCCUGUACUUGCAAACUAAGUUCUCCCUCCUCCUUCUUGACAUGACGACCGGCUAAGGACCUCAGCCAGCACCAUGGGACACAGGACUGGUGAGGGAAACCUUUUGAUCUCCCUCUCCGGCUGCAUUAGGGUGUAUCUAGGCACACCCAGCACACCCCAUGCGCACACCUAUGUCCAUAAGCAUGUAUGUGUGCUGCGCUCAUGUCCCCUUUCCCUAGUGUGUCCAGUUUGAGCUGUAGCCAAAAGGCAUUUUUUAUUUAGCUAUCAAGCAUUCUGCGUACAAGAAAUUACCUUUUCAAGCAAGCAGUCAAGGUGCAUUAGUUACCGAAUGAAAAGGGCUCUAAUAUCUGAUUCAAAAUGGCUUAAGUCAGUAGAUUUAUCACAUAUUUGGUUAAUAACCUAACCCAACUCAAAAAAAGUGUUUUUCCCCCUUUGAUUAUCAUUCUGCACGAUUUUUAUUAUAUUUCUGAACUAUUGUUAUGUGCAUCAUUUCAGUCCAGUAUUCAUUAAUCAUGUGAUCUAAGGAAUCUUACUGUGCAUACAUAAAUCCAAUUAUAAAUUGUAAUGAUGGCUCUUCUCACCAUUUAACUUACUCAGUAUUCAUAGCAAAAGUGAUCAUAGGAACCGCACCCAAUCCCAGCAGCCACCGGUGCUCCGGAACUGGACCAGCAAUCCCAACACGUUAAGGCAGCAAGAAAGAUUCUCAGGCACUCAAAGUGUGAAAGACGCAGGCGGAUUUAUUGAAACAAAAAAGACAACAACGUUUAGUCCUACUGAGAGGUCUUUUUCAAGCUAACACCACAAAGCAAACAUAAGUGUAAUUAGUACAAAAUACACAGAUCAUAUAAGAUAUAAAUAUAUAAAUACAAUAUACAUAAUCAUACAAUAUAUAUCAUCUCAUCAAUAACUUACCCCUAUGUGCCAAAGAAGGAAGAGACAAAACAUAAUAAAGAAUUGUGCAGAAAAUAGGUUAAAACGCCUGUCCUGGCGUUUUUUUUAUAUUUUACAGGACCCCUGGUAGAAAUUUGGUGCUGGUUCUUUUAGACACCCUAACUUCUUUUUUUUAGCAUGGCACGAUAUUCGCGAUCUUUAUGGGACUACUCUGAUUUGGACACACUAUAUGCCUUCCCUGAUUGCACUAUAAGUAUUACAUUUAUAAAUAAUGAUAUUUAUAUUACACUUUAUAGAUACAUCACGAUACUUAAUAUACUGUUUAUGAUUAAUAUAUUGUAUUGUUCAAGGGUAUUGAAGUAAUUUACUUUUGCAGAGGAAAGAGCCAAGCUGUAUGAUCUCAGCAUAAAUUUAUAGUGGAGAAAGUCAGACGCACAGUGAGACUUUCUCCAACAGCGUUCAGCAGUUCUGGAGCAUUUUUGGAGGUAUCGAGUCAGCUUUGUGUGCUAAGGUUGUUGUUGGGGCGCCUGCGGCGUCUAAAUGUUGAAGGUGCCAUGAUGUCUAGUUGAGAGGAGAGGGUGGAAUUGUAGAUGGAGGUUGCAGAACUAGGACAGGUGAGGUUUGAGAUAGGUAAAAGAAGAGUUUGGAGAUUAGUGGAGAAAUGCUCUAAGCAAGACAUUGGAGGUUUCUCGGAGAUUGAUGUUCAGACGGUGGUGUCAAUUGGGUCAUAGGUAUGCCAAUGUCAAAAGUCAGCAGAUGGUGGUCAGAUAGAGGAAAAGGCAUAUUGGAGAGAUUAGAGGCUGUACAGAGGUUUAUUUCUUAGUACUUUUUUCUUUCUUUAUUUGUUAUCCAUUAUUAUUUACUUUUUAAAUUUAUUUUAUUAUUUUUUCCUUUUUUCUUUUUCCUAUAUUCUAUUAUUCUUUAUUAUUUCUUAACAUUAAAGGACCACUAUAGUGCCAGGAAAACAUACUCGUUUUCCUGGCACUAUAGUGCCCUGAGGGUGCCCCCACCCUCAGGGACCCCCUCCCGCCCGGCUCUUGAAGGGGGAAAGGGGUAAUAACUUACCUUUUUCCAGCGCUGGGCGGAGAGCUCUCCUCCUCCUCUCCGCCUCCGUUCCGCCCCGCCGGCUGAAUGCGCACGCGCGGCAAGAGCUGCGCGCGCAUUCAGCCGGUCUCAUAGGAAAGCAUUUACAAUGCUUUCCUAUGGACGCUGGCGUGCUCUCACUGUGAAAAUCACAGUGAGAAGCACGCAAGCGCCUCUAGUGGCUGUCAAUGAGACAGCCACUAGAGGAUUAGGGGGAAGGCUUAACCCAUUCAUAAUUAUAGCAGUUUCUCUGAAACUGCUAUAAUUAUGAAAAAAUGGGUUAACCCUAGAAGGACCUGGCACCCAGACCACUUCAUUAAGCUGAAGUGGUCUGGGUGCCUAGAGUGGUCCUUUAACUUGUCAUUUUUAUUUUUAUUUGUAGUUCUUUUUCUUUGUCUAUUUUUCUUACUUUUUGUUCUCAGUCUUCUGUUAUUUAGUGUGCUGCAGGUUUAUACUUGCUCAUAGUGAGCCCUAUUCGGCAGAUUGCCAGUGGACGCAGUGACUGUGUUUAGUUUAAUUUAAAAUCCCUUAGUUUGUUCGUGCGCCCAUGCGCACGUUCAGAGGUACCGUUCGUGUCUUGAAUCACACAAACUGUUAUUGUAUGAGCGGCAUUCCUGUUUUGCAUUCCAGUAGCCUUUCUGCGUUCCAAUUCUUUAUUAUGUUCUGUCUCUCCCUUGUUUGUAUUAAUAUAUUUAUAUCUUAUAUGAUCUGUGUACUUUGUACUAAUUAUUGAUCCUUGUUAUUGACCUUCACUUAAGUGAAUUAUUGUUUGACCUUUUUCUUGGCAUUGUUUGCCAUAUAUACACUUAUGUUUGCUUUGUGGUGUUAGCUUCAAAAACACCUCUCAGUAAGGUCGAAACGUUGCUGUCUUUUUUGUUUCAAUAAAUCUGCCUGCGGCUUUCACACUUUGAGUGCCUGGCAAUCUUUCUUGCUGCCUUACUCAGUAUUCAUGUCGUACAAAGUUUAUGUAAUGUUAGGUUAGCCAAGUUACAUACCAACUCAUAUUAAAGUCCAUUAAUUAAAUAAUGAUUUGUAAAAUAUCUCCAGUUCAACAUAGCUUUUUAACUUGGCUUUUAUGAUCUUAAUUUUGAAAAUAUGUCGAUAACACUGUGUUUAGUGAAUAAGCACCUUUAUUUUUGUAGUAAUAUCAUUAAAAAUUUCAUAUUAAACAAUGUUAUAAAAUUCACAAUUUGUCAGGUUAUUAAUUAAUAGGAAGUGCACAAAUUGUGUAUAUUUAAAGGACUAAGUUCAAAAGCCGGUUCUAAAAACCAGGUAUAACUGAAAAGCAGUCUUUCGAAGAAGCUAUUUUUUAAAAUAUAUUUUUUCAGCUAAAUUGUCAAAGUGUGAUUUAGAAAUAUGUAAAUGUUUUUCUAGCUAUUUAAAAAAAAAAAUUAGGGUUAUUUGUCUGUAAUCAUUUUUUUUUUUUUUUUAAAGAGGUUUUAUUUUUUUAAUGCAACAGUUUCAAUCUUGGUUUAACAUGUUGAAUUGUCAUUUGUAUUAUUUCCAAAAUCUUUCUUAUCUUUGAUUAACUAUUGUACAUUUAUUGUGUGAUGAAUUAUUUCCUUUCUGUUUUGUAUGUGCUUGAUACAUCUUCUAGAGCAAUGGUUCUCUAGACUUCAGCAAAAAUUAGUUUUGCAAAUUAACCAAUUCGUCCGAAUCAAAAUCCUUUUAAUCCACACUCGAGCAGACUGAUUCAUCCAGGAAAUAAUUGAUUUCCAGGACUAAUCUAUUAGCCGGAUUUGUCGAUUUAAAAGGAUUUUGAUUUGGACUAAUUGAUCAGUUUAUAGGUGAUACAAGUUACAAAUUCCCAACUUGUAAUUCCCAACUGUCUUGGUCAAGGCACACUUUAAAAGAUACUGGAAAGGUCAGGAUUUGUAAUGCUAAAUUUUCUAACCAGUUUUAUUUAAUUACCAAAUGUGAAUCCCAAAUUCAGGGCUAAGAAUUAUAUUAAAAAAUACAUAUUCCAAGAUAUGAUAAGUGCGAUAGUUAAGGUAAAUAAAUCAGUACAUUGUUUGAAUAUAGUAGAGAAUUUUUAUAAACUCAUAAACAGGUGGUAUUUGGUCUCAGAAAAACUGGCAAAAAUUUAUAAAGAUCAGAAUCAAGCCUGUUGGAGAUGUAAUGACGGGAAAGGAGAUUAUCUCCAUAUAUGGUGGCAAUGUAAAUUUUUAAAUUAUACAUGGAAGAAUAUCUAUCAACAAAUUUAUAAUACCUGUCAGAUAUAUAUACCUUUUACACCACAGAGUUUUUUGUUACAUCAGGGAUGGCCUCCUAUGCCUAUUGAAAAAAGUAUGUUAAUAAUUCAUAUUUUAAUGUCAGCUAAAACAGUCCUAGCUAGGCACUGGAAAAGCACAAAGUGUUAGAGUGGGCUGAAAUUAAAAAACAAAUAAUAUAACAAUGGAAAAUGGAAAUUGGAAUAAUUCAAGGAAACUCUGUGGGUCUGAGUAAAGCCAGUAGGUGGAAAAAUAUAGUGGACAAGUUUAUGGCUUGUAAUGAAGACUUAUAAUAUAGAAGGUCUGAGAUGCCCCCGCAGUGUGUGUCUGACUCCGGAGAGAAACUAGUGAUAUAAGCAUUUAUAUGGAAAGUAAAGGCACAAACGGUUAAUAUAAUGCUGGUUCCUUGGGAGUGUAUAUGUUUUUUAGUGUAAAUGUAGUGUGGUGAUACCUCAAUUUUGCUAUUUAUGGAAUGUAUAGAUACUGUAACCCUAUAGUGGCUUAUUUUAGCUUUGUAUGGAUUUUUAGGUGCAGUUUUUGGCAGUUGUAGUGUCUACCUAACAAGUCUCCUUAAAGGGACACUCAAGUCUAGAGAUGGCCCAGACUUUCUUACAGGUGGUUUACCUGGAGAAUACAUUGAUAUUUCUCUUAUUUAAGGUUUUUGUUAUAAAGAUAAUGUGUACAAUAUAUACAAAACCAAUUUUUGUCUGUUAUUGAACGUUAAUGCAAUUUUAAUUCUGAAAAUGUUUAUAUGAAAAACCAGUAAAUUAAAAGAGAUGCAGCUAUGCAUUUAAAUGUCCUACAUUUACUGUAAACGCUUUUGCACUGAGUAUUACCCAGGCCAAGAAGUGACUCAAUCCAAUCAGGAGGCUCACUCUAAUGUUCUGCUGAGCACAUUGCAUAGGCAAUACCUUAUUGGCACAGCAACCAUUAGUUUACUUGUAAUUUAUUGCAUGGCUAACUUAGAAAACUGAAUUACAAAUCCCAGAAAAAAUGUUGACAUCAUGCAAACUAAAGUGGCAGAAAGGAUGGGCAUUUGUAGCAAAACUAAUUAUUCAACUAAUUGUAAUAAAACAAAAUACUAAGAAAGAUAAUGUUAAAAAAAACAAGCAUAAUUAAUUAAAACCUGACCUGUACAUGACACUUAAAAUGUGUGGGCGUCUGGACUGCCCUUUUAGUAGUUGUGAAAAUAUACUUAAUUUAAUUUACUUACAAAUAGGAUGAUUGGCAGUAUUUACAACAUAUAAUAGAUAAUCAAGAAAACAAUUCCACUGCUAUCUUUGAAAAAUGUUUAUCAGUAUUCGAUGGAUAUUAAAUUUGGUCCAUUGGACCUGGUGGCAUUUGGAGGCAGGUGGCAUUUUGCUGCCAUCUCUGCAAUGUAUUACCCAUCCAGUGCUUCAUUCACUAAGUGGCCGUAGCAGCAGACUUUUUUCCUGCUCGAUUUAAAGGGACACUAUAAUCACCAGAACCACUACAGCUUAUAGUUCUGGCGUCUAUAGCCUGUCCCUAAAGGCUCAGCAAUGUAAACACUGCUACCUAGUAACACCUCUAAGUGCAGUCACUCAGACGGCUACUAGAGAUGCUUCCUAUUUCAGUGCUGCACUGUGUGCCAGACUUACGUUCUGAACAUUACCCUUAGAGAUACAUCAAUUCAAUGCAUCUCUUUGAGGAGAUACUGAUUCGUGUAGUGUGACAUUUUAUCGUGCAUGCACAAUUUCCUAUAAAAAAGCAUUUGAUUGGCUGAGAUCAUCAAGGUAGAUGUUCUCAACCAUGGAGCCACAGUGAGACCGGCUCGACGAUGGAGAAAAGGUAAGUAAAUCUACUUUUUAUCUCCAAUCUAAGGGAAUGGCAGGUACCUACAUAGGUAGUCCAACACUAUAGUGUUAGGAAUACAUGUUUGUGUUCCUUUAAAGUAACAUAAUAAAUUAGCGUAAGAUGUGAUAGCCACAUACAACACACAAAUUUGUUAUUUUAUGAAGAAUAUUUCACACUGUUCGAAGCUUGUUUUCUUUUCUUGUAUUUCAAAACUAUUGAUCACAUGACCCUCUAGCUGUUGUGGAUCAAAGCUCCCAUCAUGUUAACAUAGUCCACAAUUGCAGGAGUACUCCAGAACAUCUACUGCUUCACUACGAUUAUCAUGAGUCCUAUGGACUGAGUUAAACUAUUUCACCUUUCACAAAAUAUUUUUGGCCAGAUUUUAAAAGAUUCGAGAAUUUCUAUUAUAUUUACAAAUUUGUAAAUAAUAUGCAUUUUUAGGUAACUAGAAAUUCUUUCUAUUAACAACAGCCGAUAGGUGGUAACACCUACUAUAUAAAGACAUUCAUUUUUAAACUUGUCAAGAUUUUUUAUUACUUGCUGACCAGCAAUAAUAUCUGAUUGCAAAGAUACAGACCAGUUUCAAAUUAACUGCUUGCUGGUAAAGCACAGAAACACAAGCUGCAUAAGUUGUCACCAUAACAACUCCACCGUACCAAUUUAAAAGGCUCACCCUGAGCAUGUGUACGUCACUCAUAUGAUUGGCCUUAGUAGGACAUAGGACAGUGUAUAGUAUGUAUUAUUGUGAUUUUGUGCUAUUCCAGAUACAGUAAGAGAAAAAAGUAUUUGAUCCUCUGCUGAUUUUGAACUUUUGCCCACUGACAAGAAAAUGAUCAGUCUAUAAUUGUAAUGGUAGGUGUAUUUUAACCAAUGAGAGACAGAAUAAUAAAACAAACAAACAAAAAUCCACAAAAACGCAUGUCAAAAAAGUUAUAAAUUGAUUUGCAUGUCAAUGAGUGAAAUACCGUAUAUACUCGAGUAUAAGCCGACCCGAAUAUAAGCCAAGGCCCCUAAUUUUACCACAAAAAACUGGGAAAACUUAUUGACUCGAGUAUAAGCCUAGGGUGGGAAAUGCAGCAGCUACUGGUAAAUUUCUACAUUAAAUUAGAUCCCAAUAAAAUUACAUUAAUUGAAUAUUUAUUUACAGUGUGUGUAUAGAAUGAAUGCAGAGUGUGUGUUUGUGUGUGUGUAUAUAUAAUGAAUGCAGUGUGUGUGUUUGUGCAGUGUGUGUAAACUGGAUGAGGGGAGGGCAUUUUUAUUUUAAUUUUUUUAUUUUAUUAUAUUAUUUUAAUAUUAUUAUUAUAUUAUUAUUAUAAUAUUAUAUUAUUUUAAUAAUAUUAUUAUUUUAAUAUUUGCAUUAUUUUUUUUAAAUGUUUUUUGUCCCCCCUCCCUGCUUGUUGCCUGGUCAGGGAGGGAGGACAAAAUAAAAAAAAUAAAAAAAUAAUGCAAAUAUUAUAAUAAUAAUAUAAUAAUAAAAUAUUAUUAAAAUAAUAUAUUAAAAUAAUAAUAUUAUUUUAUUAUUAUAUUAUUAUUUUAAUAUUUGCAUUAUUUUUUUUUAAAUGUUUUUUGUCCCCCCCUCCCUGCUUGUUGCCUGGCUCAAAAAAUGUGCAGAAAAACUCGGCUUAUACUCGAGUAUAUACGGUAAGUAUUUGACCCCUUCGACAUAGUACUUGGUGGCAAAACCCUUGUUGGCAAUCACAGAGGUGAGACGUUUCUUGUAGUUGGCCACCAGGUUUGCACACGUCUCAGGAGGGAUUUUGUCCCACUCUUCUUUGCAUAUCAUCUCCAAAUCAUUAAGGUUUCGAGCAGAUGUUUGGCAACUUGAACCUUCAGCUCCCUCCACAGAUUUUAUAUGGGAUUAAGGUCUGGAGACUGGCUAGGCCACUCCAGGACCUUAAUGUGCUUCUUCUUGAGCCAUUCCAUUGUUGCCUUGGCUGUGUGUUUUGGGUCAUUGUCAUGCUGGAAUACCCAUCCAUGACCCAUUGCCCUGGCUGAAAGCCACUCAAGGUACAUGGCCCCAUCCAUCGUCUCUUUGAUGCAGUGCAAUUGUCCUAUCCCCUUAGCAGAAAAAUACCCCCAAAGUUUCCACCUCCAUGUUAGAUGGUGGGGGAUGGUGUUCUUGGGGUCAUAGGCAGCAUUCCUCCUCCUCCAAACACAGCGAGUUGAGUUAAUGCCAAAGAGCUCAAUUUUAGUCUCAUCUGACCACAACACAUUCACCCAGUUCUCCUUUUAAUCAUUCAGAUGUUCAUUGGCAAAUUUCAGACGGGCCUGUUCAUGUGCUUUCUUGAGCAGGGGGACCUUGCACUGCACUGCAGGAUUUCAGUCCUUGACGGCAUAGUGUGUUACCAAUUGUUUUCUUUGUGACUAUGGUCCCAGCUGCCUUGAGAUCAUUAACAAGAUUGUAGUUCUGGGCUGAUUCCUCACCAUUCUCAUGAUCAUUGAAACUCCACGAGGUGAAAUCUUGCAUGGAGCACCAGACCGAGGGAAUCUGACAGUUAUUUUGUUUUUCUUCCAUUUGCGAAUAAUGGCACUAACUGUCGUUAUCUUGGUCUUGUAGCCCAUUUCAGCCUUGUAUAGGUCUACAAUCUUGUCCCUGACAUCCUUGGACAGCUCUUUGGUCUUGGCCAUGGUGCAGAGUUUGGAAUCUGAUUGACAGUUGUCUUUUAUACAGGUAACGAGCUGAGAUUAGGAGCACUCCCUUUAAGACACAUGGGAGCCUGAAAUCUUGCUGAUUGAUAUGGGAUCAAAUACUUGUUUCACUUAUUGACAUGCAAAUCAAUUUCUUAAUUUUUUGACAUGGGUUUUUACGUAUUUUUUUUUUGUUUUUGUUAUUCUGUCGCUCACUGUGAAAAUAUACGGACCAUUAAAAUUAUAGACUGAUCAUUUCUUUGUCAGUGGACAAACGUUCAAAAUCAGCAGGGGAUCAAAUACCUUUUCCCUCACUGUAUAUAUCAACGUAAUUUUUUAUUUUUUAGAUUUAUUUCUGAUAUGCAAAUUGUUCAUUUAAAUGAUAAAUGCAUUUUACUUAUAGGAAGAAUAAUUUUAUGUUUUAUAUUACGUUUCUGGCCUCACUUCAAUUUUAUUGAUUUUAAAGAUGAGCUAACAUGCUUUGUUAUAAGCUUUGAUACGUGCUUUAUGGUUUCAAUGUGAUGCAAUAUAGUUAACAUGUUUUUUAUAUAGGCACUAUAGCGAUUUAGCUAUUGUUUACAUCUUUGCACCAUAAAAGAGGUCUCUGUUAAGUUUUGAUGAUUUGGGACAGCCAUUAAACAGUAGCGUCAAGACUGGAAACCAGUCACUAAGUAGCGAUUAGACACUCCCACAGAGAAGAAUGGGAGUCAUUAGUUGCUAGUUAGAAACUGCUUUUCAGUAGCGGCAGCUGAUAGCUCCCCGUCACUGCUUGUAAAAUUAAGCACCUGGUAAACACUACUUGCUAACUGUAGCAACAGGCACUUUAGCAAGUAGCAGCUGGCCAGGAAAGUAGCAACAAGAUUCACCUGAGUUGGUCUAGCAUCACCUGCCAUAACCUUGUACUGGAUCCUAACCUGGUGUAAGUGUGAGGACUACCUCUGUCACACUAAUAGUAUGUGUUUGUGGAAUGUAAACUGUAAAUAUACAAAGAGAAGUAAAAGGAAAGGUACUAAUUUUCUACCAAUUUACUAAUCUUUACUAAGUACUCUGCUAACAAACACAUAAAACAUAACCCAUUUUUCUGGCUGAAGAAACAUAAUGAAGUCUUUAAUUGCCACUUACAUGGUGCUCAUAAAGUAAAAGUAAAGAAAGUUUUGGGUGAAGAAUUUUUUUUUAUUUGAGUUGAUUCUAAUAAAUGGAUGUACCGUUAAAGUUAUUUAUUUUUAUUUUUUUUCUGUUGCACUCCUUCCCCUCCUCCUUCACUAUUUCUUUUAAGCAGUCACUAUUAACUACCACCACUUAGCUGCCAGUCGUUCCGUGUCUCUUGAUGAUGAUGAGGAAGAAGAAGAUAGGCUUCACGCCAUGUUAUCCAUGAUCUCCUCUCGGAACCUCACAGCUCCUAAAACGAUGAAAGGUUUUUAUCCAACUUCCCUCUUAAACCUCCCUGCGUCUUGCUGUAUAGAGACAACAUGCCCAGUCAACAGAUCAAAAAACAACUGUGGUGGCAUUAUUGGGGCAUUAUAAGACGCACCUAAGUCUGAUUGUGAUAAUACUGGAUAGCACCAUUGGUUUAUUCUGCUCAGCUAGAGUGGGGUGUACUGACUAUCUGAACAAUAAGAUUUUAUUAGGAAUAGCAUUAUAAACAUCUUUCUGAAACAAGUAAUUAAGGCUUAGUUUUUGCAAACAUUUUUAUAUAAUUUUGGUAUAAGGGCCCAACGAGCCAGGUAGCCAAGCCUACUGGAAAAUAUUUUCCCCCUAAACUUUUUGGAGCAAUAAAAAUAUUUUUUUACAUGCACAAUUUCCUUGGCUCAUAAAAGAAAGCAUUUUGUGUUCUGUUCUAAAUAUUUUUUUAUAUUUCUUUUUUGAAAUUUUUAAAAACAAUAUUAGAUAUUUUACAACAUGGAAAUCUGCAGUUUGCUAUAGGAAUACACAAACCACAACAUACAUUUUUUAUUUUUGUUUGUUUGUUUCCAUUUUCAUUGGUGUCACAUUUUUAUAACAAAUAUAUAUCCACUAAUGAUAUUGCCAGCUAUUUCUUAUGCUUAAGUUUACUGCCCUUUAGUGUAAUAUGGCUGUUGCUGCACAAUCUGUGCUUGAUACAAAAGCAAUUCCUCUGACAGAAUAGUAUUUCCAGUUCACAAAUUUAGUUUAAUUGCUUUGAGCCAGUUUAAUCCCGAAGUUUGUUAAAUAUUCUCUUCGGCAUCCAUCUACAAUAUCUCUAUCAACUUUAAUCAUUAGCUAUUUAUAUGUCAAUUCAUUAAACUUAAAGAACUAUACCGUUUGUCAAACAUGGAAUGUCAUUUACCUGCCAAAGUUCAUGGGCUAAUUGCUAGUUAAAUUAUAGCUCACUUCUUGUAACUGUUGAUAGACCUUAAAGCACUGAAAUAUUUUAGAAAAUCCAUUUAGGUUACUUAACGUGUUCAUUAAAAAUCUGGGUAACAAUGGUGUGUCUAAUUACUUUAGACUUUUCUGGCAUAAUUGUUCUUUAUUAUAAUUUAAUAUACACCAAAAGGUCAAUUAAAGGCAAGUUUUGAUGGACAGAUGUAGGGGGUCACCAUUAUUAAAAAGAGUAUAAUUUGGGUCAAACCGGUGGCAACAUGACAAAACUAGAGCAUAUUUGGUAAUGGUUGGAAACUGGCUACCAAACCAAAGGAUUGCCAUGAUUUGAUAGGAAUUUAUGAAUUUAUAUAGCACUUUUCACACAAGUUUUAAGUUUAUUUUACCAGGUUAUUGUACUACUGGUUUGUCCAUAUAAUGGACAUAGUUAACCCCGUGAUUUAUUUAUCUCAAAUGAAUAAUGUAUCAAUGUAUAAAAGUCAGUAGUCAGAUAAGAUAGUGAUUUAACUCAGUGGCUUGUGAAAUAGCUGUCUGUAUGAUUAGUCUUUUAGGAACAAUAAAAUCAUAGGGAUUUUGACGUGUAAUAAAGUAUUUGCUAAUCCUGAUCAUUAAAUGGUUAACAUGGCUAUGUGAUCCAAAACCUAACAUAGCAUUAAAUAGCUUUUCAUCAUAAACUACAUGGCUAAAUAUAUGUGGACAGACCGUUAUUAUUCACCAUUUCUGCACAUUUAUUGCUGAGAUGAGUCUAAAAUCAGCACAAGAACAUCAGCACAUCUGAUUGACAUGGGUUCCUCUGGUCAUGCAGUCAUGUACACGGCUACGAUUGCCAUUCACAGUGACAAGCAUCAAGUACGAUGAUGUGCAUCUUGCUAUCAUUGGACUCUGGAUCCAUGAAUCAUGAGUGAUAAAUCAUGUCCACCAUCUGCCAAUCAAUGGAUAACUCUGAGUUUGGAGUAUGUCAGAGAAACACUACCUGCCUGACUGUAAGUCUGGAAAUACACCUGUACACUGCAUUCAGUACAGAUUAGUCACUAUAUAUGCUAACUGACCGUACAAGGUGCCGGUCUUCUUUCCCCUAAACAUUCUUUACUGCCAGAUUAUUUUUAUGAUCUUAAAAAUGAUCUUAAUAGUCAUAUCGUAUAGUCAGUACAUAAUGCUUGCUUUGAUUAUUCACCAAGUCUCUCCAUCUACUAACAUAUGUAGCCUGCAGGAGUUUAACAUCAAAAAGGUGGAAUACUCAGAUUUACUACACUUCAUUUAUUACUCAUAAAAUUGUGCUGUCAAUCUGCAUGCCACAUUGAAUUCUUAUACCGUUUGUUAUUACUGAGCUUGUCGAUGUUGUUGUGGCAUUGUCAGCUCAUCUGUUAUUCUUUGCACAGUAAAAAUAAAGAAUAUUAAAAAAAAUGAUCUUAAAAAUAUGGCACUAUAUAAAUAUCAUAAUAAUAAUAAGUUUUCAUUUUAUGGACAGCAAUGGAUCACUUUUUCAGAAUGAAAUGCAAUCUUUAGAUAUAAAACAUUGCAUUCUUACUAACCAAACUGAUGUUUUAUACUAGUGUUAUAUAAUUAAUAAAUAACUAAUGCAGUCUCGAGGACAGAGGACCUUCAUCAAGCUCAAGUUAGCAGUGAAAAUCUUGCAUUUUAAUAAUAAAAAUAUAAAAGUGUCCCUGAGACAUACUGCUAUACACACAUUUCAGUUUUCUGUGUAAUUUCUUUGGAAUUGUGAGCCCAAUUUCCUGUAACAGUACAAUUCUUGUUAGUUCAAAUAUAAAAAAAAAUCUAAUUAAAAAAAAAUCAUCUAGUUACAAUAUCUUAUGCAUUUAGAAAAAUAAAUGAAUACAUUUAAUAUAGCAUAAAAUAAUGUCAGGAUUGAAUUACAACCUUUUUUAACCUAUUCUAAAAGGUAAAUAUUAAAAUUAAAUAUAUAUAUUUACUUCUGAAUAUCCAUGUUUGCUGAAGAUCCCCAGGAUCUAUGGCCUUAGUUUAUUGAGCUGUAUGGCUGCACCCGUGUUUGUGCACAAACCAACUAGCUAAAUUUCAUUUAUUUAUUAUUUCUCAAUGGUUAACCAAAGGAAUUGUUCAUGUGAAGGACUUAUAAAAGCAGAGUAAAAUCUUUCUCUGAGCUCUAUACUUGACAUACCCUAGGUAAAGUAGAACAAAUAUUUUGAAAAUUAUACAAAUUAUAUAUGGUCUCUACACACACAAAUCAUUUUGCCUUCAUACAAAUCAGAAAAGCCCCUGUAGACAACUAGGCACCAUUCUACACAUCUGGUAGACCUGCAAUGGACUUCAGUCAAUGUGUAGCAAGGAGUUUGUAAAUCUUACUGCUACAGCUUACUUUGAGAUUCCAGAUUUCUCUAUGCUUCCAGUUUUUCAGUAACUCUUUCUGGAAUACUGUUUCCUGAUUUUCAUCAUUGCAGUUCCCCUUUGCACAAAUCAAGGCUCUUAUAUACGGUUUACUAAAUGAUGUGACCAGCAAUUGGCCUUGAUAUCAACCCUAUUGAAUUUAUCCAUGUUGAGAUUACAGGUGGUCCUCGUUUUGCGACCUACCAGUUUUACGAUGGCUUGCACUUAUGACCAGCUCUCUCGCAAGGGUGGUAAGUGUGAGCAGUCAAUUGAAUUAGAGGGAUUCCCUGAUCAGCUGCGUUCAUCUAUGUUCGGGGACAUUUCCCCGAACAUAGAUGAACGCAACAGAGCAGGGAAUCCCUCUAAUCUUUGUUCAGGCAAAUUUCCCCGAGCAUAGAUUAGAGGGAUUCCCUGCUCUUGUGCGUUCGUCUAUGUUCGGGGAAAUGUCCCUGAACACAGACAUGAGCACCAGAGCAGGGGAUCCCUCUAAUCUAUGCUCGGGGAAAUUUGCCCGAACAUAGAUUAGAGGGAUUCUCUGCUUUAGUGUGUUCGUCUAUGUUCAAAGAAAUUUCCCCGAACAUAGACAAGUGCACCAGAGCAGGCAAUCCCUUAACGCCUCACUUACCGACCAAUUCGUUCGGUAAGUGAGGAGUACCUGUCAUUAAAAAUAAAUCCCAGCAGCAAUGUUUCAAUAUAUAUAGUUGACCUUUUACUGAAUGGGAGAGUUGGGGAUGCCAGCUCUAUAAUAAUGAUCAUGCUUUUGGAUUGAGCUGUUAAACAUGCAGAUGUCCACAUACAUUUUGCCAUGUGGGGUAUAAAGCAGUCACACUAACCUACUAGAAAGAAGAACUUAUGAACUUAAGUAAUACAUGCAAAUUAUAAUUUAAAAAGCCUACUAUAUAGAAUUGAAAAAAGAAGCAUUUAAAACUUUGAAGUUUAAUUCAAAAGCUUAAGUACACCAGUGGUCAUAACCUCUUCCCUUUUCUUUCUCAAUGCAUAGCUACUUAAUUUUGUAUCCGAAACACAAAUCAGUGUUUCCUAAGAGAGACUGUGAAUUUCCCCUUGAUAUAUUCAAUUUCUGAUUUUAUGCUUGUUUUUUUUAUCUAACUGAUAAUCUUUGUGUUACAAGUAUCUUGAAUCCUGACCCUUCAGUACACACACAUCUUGUGAACAUCUGAGUCUACACAAAUUAGACAUGACCUACAGCUACUGUGAUAGCUCAAAUGGUUAGAGUAGCAAAUGUAGUGUCUGUUCGAGCUUUAGCAUCACGGCCUUGAUUUUUGAGAAUGUCAUCUAAUGCUUUUGAGGUCGGUAAAACAAGAGCAAUGAGGAUCAGAUGUUGAUUAAGUAAAACCUCAAAGUGCACAAUAAAGUCUUCUGAGUUUCCAUAGAUAUGUGUGAAAAAAAAUAAGUUGUAUUAUACACAUACAUACCUAGGGUUUUAUUUUCCAUCCCAGUGGAAAUUAAAGGUAUCCUAUUUAUUUAGGGGAUUUAAAAUGUUUUCCUUAAUAAUAAAACAAAACUAUUAUGUUAGUGUAAAUAUAGUGUAUUUUUGGAACAUAUGACUGAAUUUAGAUACUUUUUAAGGACAAGUAAAAGAAUCAGUGGGAUUGCAAUAUUUAAGUAAAAAUUAAAACACGUUUUUACAUUGUCAUAGGGAGGUAAUUUUAACAUUGAAAAACAAUAUCCAUUUCAACCUUGAAACUAAUCUGGUUGCGUAAAUUGGAAAUUCGUCAAAUAUUGUUUUUGUGGGAAUACAGUUAUGCAAGCAAGUAUAAUAAGGGAAUAUUAGUCCUAUUUUAUCCAGCAAGCAGACUAAACCAAAAUGUGCUCAUCUUACAAUCACUCCAUCCCAUAUUUUUGUGAUUGAACUCCCAUUUUCUGUAGUUUUUUUAAAUUAUCCUAAAGAUUACCGUAAGGAGCAAAACAUCACUUCUGUUCCAUAUAAGACUACAUGUUAACACAUUUUUAAUGUUGGCUUUGGUCACUGAAGAUGAAUUAAUAAUUCAUAAUUUGUACACUGUGCCCUGCCUCCCGAUAAUGACAUCACGGUUGUUUCCAGGGUUUGCUUGCCCCUGUCUGCUGUUAUUUGCAACAUGCCCGACCUUUGCAUGUGGCCAAUCUUGCAGCUAUCCAAAAUAAUGAUGAAUGGAACAAAAUAAUGAAGAUGCUGUUCACUUAUAAUUCUUCAACGACUCCAGCACCUUCCAUCUGGAUCUUUAGGUUCUGUGGGGUUCUGAUUUCCAUUUUGUAAUUUUAUUGUUCUUAUUUAUUUUAUUUUUUUCCUUGUGGUUUUUAUUUUUUUAUUACAUUUUAUUUGGGCCCAUGAAAACUUUUAAAACAUUUACCAACUCCAAAGAAUUGUAGAACGUGGAAGGGAAAUUCCUUGUUUAAUAUACACAUAUUAUAUAACUUUUGCAAUAAUAUGAUGCAAUAAAAUUUUGGCCAUCCAGCUUCCUCCCUGAAGAAUUAAGGUGAAAAGCAUUUUUUCAUUAACAUUUGGCUUUCCUUGCAUUUUUGUUUAUUUUUUUAUUUUUUUGUAAUGCAAAUCUGUUAGCAUGUUUUUAUAUUGCUGUUAAUUUUUGCCUGCCAUACUUAAUCCCUUCCCUUCUGACAUUUGCAUUUAAAGAGCAAUACAAAUGAUAACCCCCUUCCCUAGGGGUCAUACUUCUAUAUACUGACCAGAGUGUAGGAUGUUUUGCUCAUCUGGAAAACUGAGGUCUUUAAAUUCCUUUUGGAUUCCAUAGUUCCAUAGUAUCUAUCUCUGGCCUCAAUUGUUUGACAAUAUUUUUAGACUAUUUAAUAUUUUUGGAUACAUUUCUAAGUGAUAUAAUAAUAUGAAAAAUAGUUUAAUUUUCUAGUAUUUUGAUAAUUUAUUAUAUAUAGAUUUUUUUAUACAUUAUAUAUUUUUGAUAUUUUAAUAUAUUGAAAAAAUAGUUUUAAACGUUGAUCCAAAAAUAUUAAAUAAUUUGAAUAUCUUAUCCAAAAAAUAUUCAGUCGAAGCCUUUGUUGGCUGGCUGACAUCAUGUGAGUUGUAGUUCAAUAAGGCACCUCAGUCUCCCAUCCCAGGAGCAUAAUUCUUAUUGAAGUAAUAAAACAAUAAUACUGUGUUAGUAACAACAUUAUACUUUUAUUUUGUAUUUAAACAUGCCUUUUAAGGGAACCGGGUAUAUUUGGUGCUCCCUCCAUUAUUGCUUUUAGUGUGGUGGUUGGUGCUUGUUACCAAAUUUAAUUUUCUCAUUGCAUCUGGUACUUGGGUUGAAGUGCAUGAAUCAAAUAAGAAUUCCUACAUUGCACAUGUUUGUUGCAUUUUUUCAUGCACGUAAAUUCUGCUUUAAAAAAAUAACAAACAAUUAAAUUAUUUUCCUUCUAAUGUGAAGCUUUUCACAGAAAGGAGCCUACAUCAAUUCAGAGCUGAAAGGCUGAAAUAAUAUCGAAUCCUCUGCUCUGAAGUGGUCAAGCGCUGUUCUUUCUGACGUACAUUUCAAGCGUUUAAAAUACUUAAUUCAUGUCAUGGGAGAGCUGAAAGGCCGAAUUUUACUAAAAUCUCGUUUUAAUUGAAUGUGUAAUCUGUGCCAGAAGCUGUUAAUUUAAAGUUCUAUUGACUUUUGAGAUACUUACUUUAUAGUUUCAUUUGUAAUUGCACUGUACAUUUUUUUUUGUGUAUAUAGGAAGGGUAAAUGAAUGUUCUUAUUUUUCCAAUAACAGGUACUUUAGCAUUAUGCAUCUUUUACAUUUAAAAAAAAAAUAGAUUUGAAGGUUGGAGUUACAGCUAGGGUUUCCUUUAAUCAUAUGACAAUACUAGUACAUUUAUGUUCUAGUCUGCCUAAGAUUUAUACCACUUUGCAGCUAAUGCUGUAUAUUCUGCCCUUCUCCCAAUAGUGAUAUACAUGCGCAAGGGAGUUCGAAACAGAAUUCCACUGUUUCUAUCUCCUCCGCUCCUCUACCAUAACAUCGGUAUCGGGAGAUGGCUAAAUUGAAGUGUCAGGAGCUGCAAAUAGGAGCUGCUUCCUAGGAGUGCAACUAACACUAAUCUUAGGAUAUGUAUAAUUUCACUAUUUUAAAGUUAGGCCAGUGUUAGGUCUAAAGUCAUUCUAAAUUUAAGGCAGUAGCAGGACCUGGUCUACCUGAAUUUUGUGGGAAUUACACUCCCAAGUAACAGUUGCUGUUUGGGGAUGUUGCCUUCAGCCCCUUUCCUAGUAAAGGUAUGCUUGUAAUGGAAGCUGGAAAACUGACUUGCACCCUCUGACUUUUCAGUCACUCUUGAGGCAUAAUAUUAUCAGGACUGAAUUACAGCGGAAUCUGUUGUCUAGGAGUGUCACCAAUCAGAACGAGAUUUGAAAACAUGGAAAUAUGAUCUGACCUUGCAUUCGCACGCACACACGCACACACACGCAUACACAUGUAGAAAAUAUGGCCUAUUGCAUUUAAAACUGUGUCCAUUGGCCUUUACAUUUCUGUAGUAUAGGUAUUAAGUAGACUGAUUUAUUCUGCUGCAUGGGCAUCCAUUAAUAUCUGUAGAAUGUAGUUCACCUCAUGACUGAUUCCACUAAUGCUGGAAUUGUUGCCAUGUUAUAUAUGUUACAUAUGUGAGUUGUCACAGACAAAGCUGUAUGAUGCUCUGCUGGUAGGGAGUGUGCGGGCAGGAAAGGUUCAAAGUCUAAGGCUUGUGGCUGCUUUAUCCCUGUUUGCUACCAGAGCAUAUAAUCUCCAAAUUAACCCCAGAUACUACUUACAUCAUUCCAGGUUAUCAGCAAUUACUGCUUUCACCAAGACUCUCCACUGCUUGUCUUGGGGUAUCGUCCAUUGGGUAUUUUAGAUUACCCCUAAUCAAGUUAUAUCAACCUAAAGCAAAUUAAUAGUAUCUACAGGGUGUGGCAAAUUAGUGCAAUAAAUAAAUAAGAAAGAAAGAAAUAAGAAAGCAUGGGAAAUAACACUCAGCAUUAUUGUCCAGAUAAUGGAUUUUAUUUAUAGUAACUACUAAUAUAUCUAUCAAACUUGAAUGGUAAGUCUAAACCUUGAGAUAUUAAGAGAAUGCUGGGUUAUAUCUUCUCUGAUGACAUCACCUAGCAAAUGGGCCCCAGCAGGAGAGUACUUUGACAUUUUAAAACAGGACACAGCUAUUUAACUCCAAGGCCUGGUCAUUCAAUUUGUAGCGUUAAUAUAGCAGUCUCAACAGCUUAACGGCUCCCUAUCUGAAGGGGACAUUGCCAUCUUCAUAUUUUAUGGAUCAUAUAGUCCCUAUAAAGCCAUUAGAAUUUAUUUAAACUGCUAAAACUAUACAAUAUAUUAAUAUUUACUUCACAUUUAGGCCAGCUUACUUAACAAUUAAGCCUGCUUUAUUGUGCAUGUGUAUAAAAUCAGUGAACCAUUGAAACUGUAUAAGUUUUGUAUCAUAGACUUUUUAUAUUUUUGUCCAUCAGGAAUCUUUAUUUAUCAGUUAGAAAUGUAUUUUAAAAUUUGAGUUUCUCUCUCACUUUUUGCACACCAAAUUGUAAUGACGUUAUCAGGCUUGUAUUACGUAUUUGGGGAACUAUUUUAUCAAAAUUUUCACAUAAGCCUUAGCAGAGCAAUUUUUGAUAGUCUCCAUGUUUGUUCACAGUGUCCAGAAGGGAGUAGAGGACUUUUGUUUCUAAUAGACUUUCUUUGUAGGGACUCAUGAAUUGGGUUUAUCUGUCACCCAAAAAGACGUUUCAUUACAGUAUUUGUAAAUGAUGUUAUGCCGUGCCUUAUGAAAGUUACAGAGAAAUAAUUUAAUUUUGUCAACUGACUAUUCAUCUCUUUGUCAUGUUCAUCUUCACUUUGAGAUUCUGCUUCUUAUCCCACUUAAGAACGAAAUCUCUCCUCCUUCAUACAGAAAGAGCCUUUCAAGUAUGGAGUUUUGUCAUUUGUCAUUAUGUCCCGGUGCCAUACUGUAGAUUUGAAAGGACCUUUUCUAUGUUGUAGGGUUAAUCUGUACAUUAUUAACAGGUGUGUUAAAGAUGCUUGUUGGUGAACACCGAAGGAGUUGUCUUGAUGACGAGCUUAUGAAGAAUGGAUACAGUAUCAGUAAUAUUGAAAUUAUAAAUUAAGAUAUGAACUCUAAAUAACAAUGGUGUGAGAGAACACUCACUUUUAUUUUUUAUAAGGGUGCAAUCACUCCAGUUCCUCCAUCCUGGAUAAGUAUCAAAGAAUAAACAAUAAAGAUGUCCAGCACUCCUUCUUAUGAAAAGAUGAUAUCCCUUUAUUGGCAAAACAGAAACGUUUCUACUGUGUGUGUUUGCAUGAGAAAGACACAGUCGAAACGUUGCUGUUGUGUAUUCUUAAAGACAGGCAGAAUGUAUGCUAACACUGGCUGAAAUAACAAACAGAGGCGUAUUUUCCUUUUACAAGGGUUUUUAUGAACACAGAGUGAACACAGAAUGAAGCAACACAAGAGCUUGUUUCAUAAAGUGAUUGAUUGAUAUGUCUCUCCAGAAUCCAGCGAUGUGAUAGAGAUGCAAGGUUUCGGUGCUAAUCUUUUACCCUGGCAGCUUAAUGAAUUCUGCAGCCGGGGAUCUUCCUGUCUCUCCUGCUCCACAGGCAGCUCACCGUAUGAUAUUCCCACCAGCUGCGGCUGUGUCCAUGACAGGUGAGUCUUAUUUGUUUGGUCUCUGAUAUAUGUGGCAGUUAUAAGACAAUAGCAGAUCCAAAUACUUUGCACUAUAUCCCAUCGGAGUGAAUACGGAUGUACAGAGUGUGAUGGUGGGAUUUUUUCAGGAGGUGUAGUGAGUAUUUAUGGGAAGAAUUAUGCUUUCCAUUAAGAUAUUUAUGUAAUAGACCUAAUGACAUUUAUGUUUUCUGAUAGUGUUAAUUUCUGUUCUGCUGAAUCAUAAAACUAACAGCCUUGUACAUUGUAAGAAACGGUUGAUCUCCCGGCCUCAAAGUCUUGUCGGGCCUGACACACUCUUCCCUUCACCCUCCGGACCGGUGGGGGUUUUCCCGGUCCACCACAACAUGUAGUUUUGCACCUGAACAUGCUAGGACGUCACAUAGGUAGUUUUGGCACAUUACCACCUUUGUUCUCUCCUAUUCUACGAAGACACAUCCCCUACACACUCCUAUUGUAAGAAGUCUACACCUAGCAAUGCCCAAUAGAUAAGUUGUGGAUGGAUGAUUUGUUACAUGCUUGCACCAUGUUGCUUGCACAAACUCUCCAUGCUAUUAGUUAUUAGUUGUCAAUAUUUUAUUGGUAAUUAAUGGAACUCCCCUUAGACUCUUCCUUAUUGUGUGUUAUUAUAAAACCUGUUUUGUUGAAUAAAUUUUGGGCAUUUUCCUGAACUGACUCCCUUGUAUUUCUAUCAAGAAUGUCACCAAGUACUUGAGAGUUUGUGGCUCGAUCUGGAUACCACUGUAAAACCAUGGCAGAUAAUUCUGGUGAUCACCAAAGACUGGAAUAUGUUUCAACAUUUUCUGUUCUACUAAGGCAAUAUUUACCUCUCCUUGUAGAAAAAGCAUUCUUUGUAGAACUGCCUAGGCAUGCUUCAUUCAGUGCAAAAAAAUGUAAUAAUAAUUAAUCAUCUACAUGCUUUUAUUUUUAUGCCCGUACAGAGAACUUUUGCAUCAAAUGGUUUUCCAAAAGAGGAGACUAUUAGGGGAACCUACAAGUGUUCAAAUAAUUAAAAUUGAAGAGCAAAGGCAAAUAUCUGUAGAUGAUGCUGCAUUAAUAUGCUUCCCUUUUCUCCACGUGGGGAGUAAAAAUAACUUUCACAAAUUAAAUGAUAGUUGCAAUAAUUACACAGGAAAUCAGAAAAAAAAGUUUAAUGUAUAUAGGGCAUCACUAGGUUAUCCGGACUGUUAAACCAGAACAUUACCUAGGAACAUAUAAUAGAAAAUGAAAUACAUUUAAAAAAGCAUAAAGACUGUAUAUCAAUGAACAUGGAUCGAUGAUCAACGCCUGUAAUACAGGCACACUAAACUUUCAAAUAAGUUGCCACUACCAGACUGCAAUAUUGCUUUGCCUCCUAUUGUGACUGAUAUUUAUUCACCCAACGCCUCCAAAUGUUUUCAAAUUGGGCUUGGUUUUCAGUAAUUCUGUAACAUGGCUUCAUAAAUACUGCUUUGUUGUAGCCUAUUUAUGACUAGUUGAAUUUUAGGGCAUGAUGUGGACUUCUAGGCCUCCACUAUGUUAAUUUUAGCUGUCGUUAAAAUGUGCAUUGUAAUAGUUUUACAAUUUCCCCAUAUGUCAAAAGGAACAUAUCCAACAAACAGAUUGCAGCAAAGAGUUACCGUAUAUCUUUGUAGAAAUCGUGUGGCUUGAAUCUGUUGCCAAAAGAUCAACAGUAGAUCCUAUAUAUUUAUUGCACCUCCAGCAGAGUGGACAUACUGAGGGGAACGCAUGAACCAAUCAUUUAGGAACCAGAUACCAUCUCGUUAAGAAAUUCCUGUUAUCCUCCCAGUGAGUAAGGCACAUUGAUGAGCCUUUAAUAUUUGUUACGGUCUUUAAUAUUUGUUAAAUGCAGUCAAUAAGCAGAAUGAAGUAAGAGGUGGAUAUGUGUUUUGUUUGCCAUUCUAUGCCCAUCUUAUAUUGAGGUUAGUAAAAAAAAAAGGACAAAAAGGGGGCGGAGCUUGACCGCCAUGCGGAGCAGUAGCAGCGGAGCUCCGUGUAUACGUCUAGCGUCAUAGUUGCAAUAAUUAGCCAGACUGACAGGAUUUUUAUUCACCCUGCUCCUUAAGGCUCGUGUGGGAGCUGGAGCUCGGACAUCGUUGCCUCUCUUGAUGCACCCACAGCGGCUGAUCUGUGUUGAGGCCUGGUAACUGGCACAAGGUGGGUGAAGCGGUUGAUCUCCCGGCGUCAAAGUCUUGUCGGGCCUGACACACUCUCCUCGCUACCCUCUGGACCGGUGGGGGUUUUCCUGGUCCACCACAACAGUAAUCCUUACCUGGCUUUACUCUUCUGAGCUACGUUGCUCGGGCACAGACACAACUGAUUCCUGAAACUCUACCUCCUCUAGAUGGCGCCUGCCUGCAUUGCGACGGUCCCAGAGAACCAUGCUGACCUGCCACAAUCUUGUUAUGAUCUCUUAGCCCUUUUUGACCAGCUCUGUGCUAAGCUCUGGCUGUGACUACAGGGAACCUGGAAAUCGACACCAGCAGGGCGAAAUCACAGUGGCAGUCCUCCUUUCUCCAUCAUAGCCACCCAGCAAGAGCUGCUAUGGCGAACCUGACUGGUGUCUUUCGGAAACUAGGCAGGAGGGGAAGGAGUUCUCCGGGCUUGAGAAAGCGAAAGAGUGGCCCUCUGUCAGUCUGGCGUGGUCACCAAGAUGGCAGGAACAAAAAGCAGCAUCGAGUUGCUACUCCUGUUGGCCACUCAUGGCCCCGCAUCUCCAUAUGGGACUGGAGAGACGAAGAUCAGGUCAUGGCGGCUAACACAUGGCAAAGCGGUACCCAGCUAAGGCUUCUGCACUGCCCAUACUCUGAGCUAUUACAUCAAGCCCUAAGGCUUGGAAUAGGGUGAUUGACUGCUCCUGGGACUUACAUUCCCCAAAACUGUUCUUGAGCUGGCCCUGUUAGACUAGCUUGUGGCCGAAUCUUGCUUCAAUUUGAUAUUUGAUGUGUGCAUGUGCCUUACACUUACAUAUUUAGCUUUAGUUUUCUCCAGUCAUGUAUGCCCACAUUGGGCCCCUAUUAAUGAGAUUAUCUGCCUUAUACUGAUGGAGCCGACAUAACUAAUCUGUAUUAAGAUGAUGUAGAUCUGAACUAGCCUUUUCGUUAUAAUCUCUACCAGUGUGUAGGUCAAGCCUAUUUGUCAGAUACCCUGUCAAGUUAAUUUUCCAUGCACUGUUUAAUGUUAUAUUAUACUUUUUUUUUAAAAAGUGCAGUACUAUUGAAAUGUACGGUAUACCCUCUUAUGACACACUGUAAUGUUAUUCUCUGACAUGCCUUGUUUACUUGCGAAACCAGCAAUGCACUACUAAAAUAAAGAAUUAAAAAAAAAAUAAGGACUAUCAUUCAUAGAUGGAGUUUUAGUGACAAACAAUUAAGAAAAUGGUCUUGUGACAAACCUAUUUAUAAUACCAUGUUCCUUUACACUUCUCUGUAUGAACUAAAUAUAAUGUUUUCACCAUGAGUUGUUACUCAUGUACAUAUUUAUAUCAGGAAGCAAAAGCUGUGAAUUUGAGCAUGUGUUAAAUGACUCAUGCUUAACAUCUGCAUAAACCUAAUUCAGUUCAUUUAGAAAAUAGGCACAGCACCAUUAAAAAAUAAAGCAGACGCUAUUACAUUAUGUUAUUUACACUCUCGUGGAAGUGUCUUCACAUGCAGGAUUAAGUUUCUGCUGUCCAAGUAAUAGGUACAUGCAGUAAGUACACGCUGACAUUUUCCUCUGUAGUAUAUGUUAAUUUAACACAUGGAAACUCAAAACAAUAAGUUGAAAGUGAUAUAUUUUACAGUGCUGUGAAAACAAUCAAAACACUCAAUUUUAACUUUUUAUGCAAGAUACUUGAAUUCCCAUCUUCUAUCCAUGGAAGGAAGAUUCAACUGAUACAACUGCAAAAAAAAAGGUACAGACACACACACAGAAAUAAAAGAUAAAUGCCCUGCACAAACCUAGCUCAAUAUUAUCAGAAGAUAGAGGUACUCAUCUCAGUGCCUUCCAGUUGGCAGUCAUCUACAUAAUUAUAUGUUGGACAUCCAACCAAUCACAACACAGACUGUACUAUGCAAAUCAUUUAUUUGUAUUUCUCAGCAAAUCUUCUCAUAAGACAAUUCACCUUGACGUCACAACAAUAAUAGAUGUUCUUCCGGGUGGCAAAAGCCAAUGCGUUCUAACAGUCACUCACUGGGUGUGGGGGUUCUGGGGUCCUCGGACUGGCAAGGGGGGGGAAGGUAAAUUGGGGACUGAUCCUGUGUGUGGGGGGUACUGACUAGCCCAGCUCAGCGUGUGUUCAUAUUGCAGAUAAAAUUAAAUGUUUUCUUCUGCCCCCCCUCUCUGCCCCCUCUUUAAUCCACCUCUGAUCCUUCUAACGGUAUCACAGUGGCAGCUCAGAGGAGGAUAACGGUUUUAGACUAAUGCUGCAUAUCGCUAGUGGCUAACUUUGAUAUCCCAAUAAUAAUAGAUUACAAUUCCCACAAUGCUAAACCAGCCUGAAGGUUGGCAGAGCAUUGUGGUAAAUUUAGUUCACAAACCUCUGGUGUUCCAAGUUAGCCGUCACUGCUCUGGAAGUGCUGGGUGAUUUUUAUAAUUCACUUUCUCAAUGUACAUUGUGCACGUUGCCACCCAGUUUUAUAGAUAGGCUCUAAACAAAAGGCUGAAAAGAGUUUAGGCUGUGAAUGAUAGGUGUUACAGGACAAAUGGAGACUUGUAGUUUUGGCAUAAGAUGCAAUCUAGUAGCACAACUCCCAUGACAUUCAGUCGACCAAUCCAGCUGUGGAUACAUCUCAUGAUCUUUGCCCAGCCUAAUACUAAAUAAUGGAAAUAGUAUGGGACAGUUUUCUCUUCAGGUCAGUGGAAGCCGCUCGCAUUCUGCCACCUGGAAGUAUCUUGGUGCCUAUUGUUUACAAACAUUCUGAAAUGCCGUAUUUACUUCAUUGGAUUGUCCCAUUCAGCAAAACCAGCAAGUCACUACAAAGAUCUCCAUGUCAAUUGCUCAGCGAUGCAUUAUGAUUUGAUGGAUGUACAUGUGAUCAUUAGGCCGGUAAAAACGGCCAGGAGAGGAUUGUGUGAAAAAUGUGCAUGAACAUAGUUAAUAGAAAGACAGAAACGUUAACCUAUGAUUCGAAAUAUUACAAUUUGCAGCCCCUACAAAAUGCCUUUAAACCAACGUCAAAUGUCACGUUUAUGAAGUUUUUAACAAUUCAAUGCAGCCCUGUAAAGUUAAUUUAGUUAGUCAUUCCAUUUUGGAAAUUGUUUUAAAGAACAAUUGUAGUGAUAGAAUUCAACAAGGUGAGCGCACGAAAGGUGCUGUCUUUGUGUCAUUUAUGAUUUUGUUAUAGUUGGCUCACUUAGGAGUUAUUCGCCUGGUUAUUGCCGCACCAUAGGUGAAUAUUUUCAAAAUACAAAAAACAAACAACAAAUUGAUGCCACUAGUCUCAGUGCAUACAAAGCUCCGAGAUCAGCUGCAUCCCCUGGAUAUAUAUGUAGUUAUUACUGUAUAUUGGCAUAAAAAAUUUAUGAUCUUAUAUUAUUGAGACCUAAACAUAAUAAAUAAAUCAAAGUAUAUACAAAGUAUAUGUAACUAUGUAACUAAAAGUAUAUACAAGUGAUACAUAUGCUAAUAUGCAAGCCAAAAAUACACCAUGUAGGGAAACAAUCCAAAUCCAUAUAAAGGUAUGAUACCCAAUCCUAAAUAUCAGCUUUAUUAACAGGUGCAUAUGCUACAUAGGAGGGGAUCCAUCCCAAACCAAUUCCCUAACACUGGGCUAUUUGCAGAUUAACUCUAAAUACUGCUCUGCUUUAUCUUAUAAAAAUCUGUACUGUGCUAGUAAUAGGAAACACAUCUUGUGCAUAGUAAAGUGCUAUAUUGAUCUAAGCACAGUCCCAGACCCUCAGUCAUAAAUAAGCAUCUAUAGAGUUAAAUGGCAGACAGAGCUAGAAAUAGAGAGUAUUGUCCAUAAUGUAUGAUAGGGAGAGAAUGCAGUACAUAGUGAGAAAGUCAGUGUCUAAAACACUGACAAGGUAAAUUAAAAGCCUCUCUCCCUGAUAAUCUACCUAGACAGGCAUAGAAGCAUAGGAUAGAAAAGUGAAAAUAAAAAAAAUCAAUAAAUCAAAUGAAAGUCAUAGUGCUCAAUCCACAAGUGCCCAAUAAUCAUGGCUAAAAAUAAGAAAAACCGCCGACGCAAAUUUCGGUGCCUUAUAUAAUGCACCUUCGUCAAGGGCCAACAGAAUAAUGAUAAGGUCUCUCUUAAAUACUUUAAACGCCAUAAAACAUGAGUACCUGUGUCCAAUGAGAUCCAGAAGGAGUGUCCCACAUGUGUGCAUAAUAUCAGUAACUAGAUCCGAUCAAUGGGUAAAGUCCUAUACCACAUGGUGUAAAUAGUGGGAGUGGCCAAAGGACACAGAGCCAAACCCAACAUGUAUCCUCCCUUAUGAGGUGGGUGGGUAUCUCUGUAUACUCCAUGCAAGUGAACUAAGAGAGGGGCGGAUCCAAAUACAAUUGGAGUGACAGCUAGGAACUAUGAGCAAGAUAGACAUGUGGCUCAGCCAAUGUGCAUACAUUGUGGGCGGGUCCAAAAAACUGACCAAACUGGCAAUCCAAUGGAUUCCAAAUCCAAUCACCUACAGGCAACCAACCCAUACAAAUUGCAAUACAGUAGUGCCCCAUGCAUCCCAUAUCUAGCUGCCAGUACACUCUAAGGGAAAAACAUCCCAAACUAGGUCAGUAAGUGUACUCAUUAACCAUUCAGUACCCAAUUCCAAUGGGUGUAAUGGGAGAUUAUUAUAGAAAUGGCUUAUUUAAAUGUAUAUUAUAUUGGUCUAUAUACCUCUUGUGGUAUCUCCACAAAGGGGUAUAGAAGGCUGCCACAAAUCUAUAAUAAUACAUAUGAAUGGUAUAUAAUGCAUGUGUACCUCUCUGAACCUCAAAUUUAGGCAUUCAUGUAAGAAUAAAUAAAUAAAAAAUAAAUUAUAAUAAAUUAUAAAAAAUAAUAACUAAAAUUACUAUCUCAAUAAUUUACAAGUGUAUCCGGCAUAUACAUAAAUCAUCUAUAAUGUAAUCAUAUAAAUAAAUAUAUAUAUAUAUAUAUAUAUAUAUAUAUAUAUAUAUAUAUAUAUAUAUACAAAUGGUAUAGAUAAUAGACUUUCAUUACUACCAAGUCAUGCAGAACUAAUAUCCAUUAGUCCGAGAUAAAGUAUGUAUAUGAGAAAUCCUCGUUGAGACCAAGUGGUGAGAGAGUUUUAAGCUUAUAUUUUCAAUCCUGUGGUCUUAUCUCAGUUAUAGAAUAGACUGAUAUUGGUCCUGAAUGUGUUAAUAUGUUGCUGCUAAUUUAUAGAAUGGGUAAUACAAAGUGAUCAACCACUGAUAUUCAAUUAAUUAUCACAAAUUCCAUCUUCUGAGGGUCAGUGGUUAGCUGGGAACUAUGGAAGCUCUGGUCCUUGAAAAACAGUAACACUAGGCUUUUAGGUUGAUUAACUCGAUACCUUUUUUAAUCUCAAUUCGUGAUAUGUUGAACACUGUUACAGUUUGUCUAAUAAAGAUGAAGCCACAUAUUCAUCCGAAUAUAAUCAAGUAGGGACAAGUGAGGGGCUAACCCUUGGUUAGAUAUUAAAAUGCAAAAGAGGAGGUCUGUCCCUGGAUAGAGAUUAAAAAAUCUAAUCUUUAUUCUUAAUAUACUAAAAAAGAAAUAAACAACACACGAGAAGAUAAUAAAAUGAACCUUGGUCAGAUAGUAAUAGGGGAGAGAAAACAUAACAUCGGACAUACACUGGGUAAAAAUUGGGAAGAAGAGGGAACAGUACCCUAAUAAAGUUCUAGCAAGGAGGGAGCUGGCAACGCUACCAGCUCCCUCCUUGUAAUAGAAACCAUUCCUACCCUCCCCCCACAUUAAAACCUAUGGGGGUCACUAUGACCCCCAUAUUAAUAAAAAGGGAGGUUAAAUCCCCCUGCAUGCCCUACCAGUGGCUGCUCGCUGUCAUUUAACCCCUUAACGCCGUUAUGGCGUUCUAUGCCGUUGCGGCUUUAAAGGGCUUUAAAACCGUUGCGGCGGCAUAGAACGCCGUAACGGCUUUCUGCCCCAGGGGAUCGCAGCUACUUACCUCCGCUGCGAUCCUCUUCUGGAGGGCUGCCAGACCGCCCAGGCAGCCCUCCCCCGGCGAAUGAGGCCCCCGGGGGCCAUGUGAUCGCUCUCAAAGAGCGAUCACAUGGCCCCCUAUAGCUGGCUAUGGAUCUGCCAUUGCUGGUGGGAAAUGUAAAAAAAAAAAAAAUUAGACAUGUUUUAAAAUAAAUUAAAUACAUUUAUAUAUAUAAUAUAUGUAUAUAUAUUCUAUAUAUAAUAUAUAUACAUAUUAUAUAUAUAUAACGUCAUACGUUGUGUAUUUUAAUACUAAUAUAAGUAUAUUUAUUAGUAUUAAAAUACACUUAGAAUGACGUUACAUAUAUAUAAUAUGUAUAUAUAUUAUAUAUAUAUAAUAGAUAUAUACACAUAUAUUAUAUAUAUAUAUAUAUGUAUAAUUACAUUAAUAAAUAAAUAAAAUAAUAAAAUAAAUAAAUAAAAUAUUGAAACUAAAUUUUAUUAAAUUUAUAUAUUCAUAUGUAAUUUCAUUCUAACUGUAUUUUGUUAUUAAUAUAUAUAUAUUGGUAACAAAAUACACUUAGAAUGACAUUCUAUAUAUAUCUAUCUAUAUAUAAAAUACAAAUAACCGCAAAUAUAUAUAUAUAGAUAAAUACAUAUAAUUACAUAAAAGAUUACAUUAGUAUACACGUAGAAUUUAAAUACCUAUAAAUGCAUAUAUAUUAAAAUUCUACGUGUAUAUUUAAGUAAUCUUUUAACAUAAUUAUGUGAUUUGAUUAAUUAAAAUUUGAUUGACAUGCCUGACAACAUAGGGAGAAAGUGCAGAGAAUUUAAUUCGCAAGCGCUAUAUUUGACCCUAUAACUCUCCAAGACACCAUAAAACCUGUACAUAGGGGGUACUGUUUUACUCGGGAGACUUCGCUGAACUCAAAUAUUAGUGUUUCAAACUGGUAAAUUGUAUUACAACGAUGAUAUUUUAAGUAAAAGUGAAGUUUUUUGCAUUUUUUACAAACAAACGUCACUUUUAUUGACUAUAUUUUUGUUGUAAUAUGUUUUCCUGUUUUAAAACACUAAUAUUUGUGUUUAGUGAAGCCUCCCGAGAAUAACAAUACCCCCCAUGUACAGGUUUUAUUGUGUUUUGGAAAGUUAGAGAGUCACAUAUAAGGCUUGCAUUUCAUUUUUUUGACAUUGAAAUUUGCCAGUUUGGUUAUGUUGCCUUUGAGAGUGUAUGGUAGCCCAGGAAUAAGAAUUACCCCCAUGAUGGCAUACCAUUUGCAAAAGUAGACAACCCAAGGUAUUGCAAAUGAGGUAUGUCCAGUCAUUUCUAGUAGCCACUUAGUCACAAACACUGGCCAAAUAUUAGUUUUUUGCUUUUUUCACACAAAAACAAAUAUAAACGCUAACUUUGGCCAGUGUUUGUGACUAAGUGGCUACUAAAAAAGACUAAACAUACCCCACGUUCAAUACCUUGGGUUGUCUACUUUUUCAAAUGGUAUGCCAUUAUGGGGGUAAUUCUCAUUCCUGGGCUACCACAUCGUCUCAAAGGUAACAUUACUAAUCUGGCAAAUUUCAAUGUGAAAAUGGAACGUUCUAUAUUUGACCCUGUAACUUUCCAAAACACCAUAAAACCUGUUAAUAGGGGAUACUGUUGUACUCGUGAGACAUCGCUGAUUACAAAUAUGGGCAUUUUUUUGCAGUAAUACCUAACAGUAUUAUGACAUUCAUAGCUAAAAUGUCAGACGGAAAUACAAAUUUUAAAAAAAAUCUUAUUUUCUAAUUUUUCAAAAAGUUUUAUUCAUAAUAAAUGAUGUUCUAUAUAUGAAUAGCUAAUGAUAAAUUAAAGCCCUGUUUCUCCUGAACAAAAUGAUAUAUAAUAAGUGUGGGUGCACUUAAUGUGACAGCGGUGAAUUACGGGUGAACAGACAUAUAGCGCAAAUUCCAGUUUUUGUUUUGUUUUGAUCAGAACGUGUACUAUUGACUCCGUCCUGAAGGGGUUAAAACUGGACAUAAAAUUCAGAAUCUUACAUAGCAGUGAUAGAGAGCUACGGUACAAGUAUGUAAAACCAAAAGUUAUAGCAAAAGCUAUAACAAUGUUGCAAUAUGAAAAAGUAGCUAUUUAGAUUUGUAACACAAUAAGGCUGUGCUACUGAUCUAAAUAGCUACUUUUUACACAUACUGUUACCGUAGCUCUAUCACUUCUAUAUAGGAUACUUUCAUAUCCAGUUUUAAAUUGGUAUUAAUAUUUAUUACAAGGAUGGAGCUGGUAGGGCAGCCGGCUCCCUCCUUGCUUUAUUUUUUCUGCGCAUGCACAGUGUUAUUUUCUCUGUGCUGUGGGGGUUCAUUCCCCUGCAGCAUGGAGUCUAUUAAACAAAUUAAACGAAAAUGUAAAGCAUUCAGCAUCUGUCCUUUUCAUUUAGUUUAUAUUUCGAAUGUAGGACUUUCGUUUACGUUUAACCCCUUAAGGACACAUGACAUGUGUGACAUGUCAUGAUUCCCUUUUAUUCCAGAAGUUUGGUCCUUAAGGGGUUAAGUAAACGAAUACGAAAAAACCCACUUUUUCAGAUGAAAUCGUAUUCGUACGAAAACGAAUGCACAUGUCUAACAAUUAUGCACAAUUGGAGGGGUGGGAGAACUUUUGGCAUGACAUGUUAGCUUUUCACAGAUGGUAUGCAUUGGUUUCUCAAACCUGAGGUGUGGAGCUUGGUAUCCAAAAUGCCUAAAAUUGAGCAGAGUUACUGAAUUUUCUAAGUGAUGGGGUAUGUGGCAUGCACUCAAUACGAUACUGUUAUUGUCAAGUAUAUUUGAUAUCUAUAUGUGAUGUUGUACGGACCCCAAGUGACAAACUGUUCCACCAGCAACAUUUGCCCAUGGAUGCUUUUUUGUUUUUCUAUUGUAAUUUCCUUUCUUUUUAUUUAAGUACCAUGUAUCCCCUCCUUGCCUGUUUACUUUCUCUAAACCCCCCACCCAUUUUACAUUUUAUUUUACUUUAUUUUUUUAGAUAAACUACUAUUUGGUAAAAAAAUAAAUAAAAAGUACAUGACAAAUGUAAAGUGAAAAAUAACAUGACAGAGGAAUAGACAUUGUCUAUGGGAUUACAGAUUAAAGAACAACAUAACACAUUCAUCAAAUAUUGAAAUAAACUGUGAUAUCAAGAAUAUGUAUCCAUACACAUUGAAGAUUUAUAUCUACUAUAAGGUACAUGUCUAAUUAAAACAUUUGCUAAUCUACAGAACGCCCCUCAAAUUGUUGUGUGAAAACAUGAAGAGACAGAUUGUCUCCCGAGCUUUCUAUGGAUGUAAGUAUAUUGCCUUUAUGCAAAUAUACAAUAAAGGUUAAGAAGUUUUUCCAAAAACAUAUAAUAUAUAUACAUUUUUUAAAUGUACUUAUUUAUUUUUACAUGUUCUUCUUUAGUAGAGAUUAUUAUAAUUGAAAAUCAUUAAAUAAUCUACCAGUCUUUGCAAGGUAGAGGUGGGCAUUUUGAGAUUCCAUCACAAUGUCCCUUAGUGUCAGUUUGACAAAUUUUCAUUUUGUUAAUAGGGCUGGCCUACUGCCGCCAUCUCUCCACUGUCCGAACUCACCUGUCUGCCCUGGUCCAUCACUCAAUUAUUCCACCUGACAAACCGGUGGAUGCAACAGGAGGUUUGACCAAAGAAGUGUGGAGCAAGUAUCAAAAGGACAUGAAGGUAAAACAAGAGUCCUACAAAUCUUUUAUGGCACUUUUAUUUUAUUUUAUUAAUGGUGCUGCUAUCAAUAUCCCAAAAUAUCUGAAAGACUCAAAUUCGAAGCUUAAAUGUUUAAAAAUAAAUUCCUCUUCAUGAUUCCAUAAUAAUGAGUUUCAGUCUACCAGUCCCAAUCCCUGACAUUCUCUGAUUGGGUUGGGAACUGCUCACAUAAAUAAGGAUGUGGUGGUGAUAGCAGCAUUCUGAAAGUCCUGUGUUUGUUACCCAUGUGCAGAACUACAAGGAGCUGGAGUUGCUGAGGUUGGUGUAUUACGGAGGCGUGGAACAUGACAUCCGAAAAGAAGUUUGGCCUUUUCUUCUUGGACAUUACAAAUUUGGAAUGACCAAAAAAGAGAUGGAUCGGGUUAGUUGAUUUAGUAAUGAUGUUUUCUAUGCUGUCACUUUGUUUGGUAUUGAAUUUUUAGCACAUUCAUCUUUGUAGGUAAAAACAUGUUCCCUCUGACCUCAGACCAGACAAAAACGUUAGUGGCCAUGAGCUGUAAACAGCCAUCUUUUAAAGCAGUGAUAACUCAAUUUGUGUGUGCUGAAUUAGUUUGGAACUAGUUUGGUUGUUAAACCUAUACUCUAUACAAAUUUCUUUGUGAAUAAUGGCUUGGUAGCCCUGCUUUGUGUUACAAAAAUUGUUUAAUUACAUAUUUAUAUUUCAUAACAAUAUUUUAUUACAUUUCCAAGCAUGAACUGCAAUAAGACAAAUGUAGGGAACAAGGAAUAUAAACAAUAUAGCUUAUAUAUAGGAGACAAAAUCAAACAUGAUCUAAGUAGAAAUAAUGGCAUGAAAGAGAAUAUAAAGAUAGGAGAAAGAAGUUCAUGCCGGGCAGGUGUGUGCCGAAAUGAAGUUCUGGAGAGGGGGAUUUUGCAAUCAUCAAUCAGAUGCAAUCUGGGAUAGAGGGCAGUCAAUAUUUGUUAAACUGUAUAUUUAAAAUAGUGGAUUAUCAAGGGAUUUAGACCAGGGCAUUGUUGUAUUCACUGAAUGAAAAAGUGGCUUAUGUACAGUUUCACUUAGUCUAGCCCACUAUUUCUUGUGCCAUCUUUCUAAAGCUGUUAAAUCAUAGAAAACACAUAGUUCUGACCAGUCCGCGCAUCAAAAUAAAAUGUAUCACUAGCAAGACUUCCAAUAAGCAGUACUGGUUUCUUACCUAAGGUCCCAUUAUUUAUGGACUACAUGAUAAUGAUAUUAUCCAUGUCCAGUUAUGCCUAAGGCAUUAUGCGGGUUUCUUAAUACAUUCAAUUUAAAGGAUCACUAUAGUGUCAGGAAAACAAACCCCUUUUCCUGACACUAUAGCAUCCUUAGGACCCCACCCUCAGGGCCCACCUCCCGCUGAGCUGAAGGGGUUAAUACCCCUUCAGCCACUUACCUUAAUCCAGCGCCGGGCUCCUUCGGCGCUGGAGACCUCUCCUCCCCCGCCGACGUCAGCUCCCGAGUGAAGCGGAAUGCGCAUGCGCGGCAAGAGACGCAUUCGAAUUGAAAGAGUCCAUAGGAAAGCAUUUCUCAAUGCUUUCCUAUGGACGUUCUGCACGCUGAAUGCGAAUUUCGCAUCCAGCGUCGCAGAAGUGCCUCUAGCUGCUGUCAUGAAGACAGCCACUAGAGGUUGGACUAACCCUGCAAUGUAAACAUAGCAGUUUCUCUGAAACUGCUAUGUUUACAUCUGAAGGGUUAAAACCUGGGGGACCUGGCACCCAGAACACUUUAUUGAGCUGAAGUGGUCUGGGUGACUAUAGUGUCCCUUUACUAAAAUGAAAUCAAAAUACAGAAGCAAACCAAUUAAAAACUCUGAUAUAGUACAGAAAAUAUGUUAUACAGCUGUAUACCUAGAAUAAAAAGUAACAAAAUAAUAGUGCAACACUGUAUAAUAAUGUUAACAGUGCCCCCACUUAAUGUAGAACCCACAGACUCCACAUGAUAUAGUGCCUUAAAGUUGCCUUCCCUUUCAAGGGAGGUUUGGAUCCUCUAUCGUCUUGUAGCUCUCCGGAUCAAAAUUAGGAAUCGGGUAGGUAAAUAAAAAAACUGAUUUAUUUGAUAUAAGAAAUUCAAUUGAUAAAAAUGUAUAAAAGCAGUAGUAGAUCACCGGUCCUACGCGUUUCGUUUCGUUAGAAUCUUCCUCAAGGACCAAUUUCCAUACAAUUAUAAUGAUAAAACAUCAUCAGUAACAAUAAAUCACCCUACUCAUCCUCUAACCCCAUAUUCUUAAAAAGGGCUGUUCCUGACUUCCUCCAGUGUGUUUGGGGGAGUUCCCAUCCAUUCCGCCAGUCGGUUCCUUUGAUUCCUCCUCCUCACAGCUGGUUCGGUUUUCCAAUUGCCACUGUGUGUUCUUCAUUGUUGUAAAUUAAUAUCCGGCUUGCGUACCAAUGCCUCCUUCCGUGCGUUCCAAUUUCAAAUCAAACUUUAUUGUUCAUGUUCUUCACGAGUAUACAAAAAAUCACGUAAUUACUUUCAACUCUUUAAUCUAGUGAAAAAACAAAGUUGCAAUCAUCUUCAUAUAUUUAUUUUAGAUAGUAUCUUUUCUUAUAUAUUUAGGUAAAUCAAAGUGUCAAUCAAAGUACCGUGAAUGUAAACCCAUAACCCAUCACACACUUAUACUAUAUUGAUAGUUAUAUAAAUUGCCCCAUUUGCCAAAAUUACUGUCAAUCACAUAUUCCUAGAAAUGAGAGUAUGUGUGCUGGUGUGUCACUAGUACUGUCAAUCUCAGAAAAUAUAUAUAUUGAAAAUAUAUAUAUAAUAAAAAACACAAAAAUCUAAAAAUAUAUAUAAAAAUGUAAUUAAAAAUUAUAAUAUGAAAUAUAUAAAAAUACAUUACAAAAAGUACAAUUAUAAAAAUACAAAAAUUCUGAAAAAUUAUAAAGUGUAUUUUAACUUGUCCAGUGUACACACAUCCAUCUCCUAUAACGUUCACAGAAAACAAACCAAAUCAAUUUCUACAUUUAAGCCAAUUGGCUCAAGUGUCUGCAAUUUCUGGAUCCAAAAGGUCUCACGUUGGGACAAAGAUCUCGGUCUGUCUCCUCCUCUCCAAUGGGGAUCGAUCUUUUAAAUUCCUAUACACACCAAUUCCUUCAGAUCAAACAUUGUACAGGAUUUGCAGUGUACUGGAACCGAAUGGGACACAAGACCCUUUCUAAUAUUAUUGGCGUGCUCCAGUAUUCUAACGUUAAAGUAUCGCUUGGUACAUCCCACAUAUUGCUUGCUGCACGGAUACUGCAGUAGAUACACCACAUAGUAUGUGUGGUAAUCAAUCUGUGGAAGGAAAACGUCUCUCCUGUUGUGGUACUUUUAAAUGUUGUUGUGUUUAGCAAUUUCAUGGUGCGUCAAGCUUUACAGCUCCCACAACCUUUGAAAACUGUUUCUCCAGGAUCUUUUCAUUGUCUAGUGGCUUUUAUACCUUUUACAUAGCUGGGAGCCAAAGGUUUUUUUAAAUUGCAAUUUUUUUUAAAGAUUACUGUGGGAUUUUGCGGUAAAAUCGUACUUAACACAGGGUCCUGUAAGAGGAUUGGCCAAUGUUUAGCCAAGCCCCUUUUAAUUUUCCAAUUGUCCUUGUUAUAUCUAGUGAUAAAACUCCUUUGAAACUUGGUAUUUUGAAUCUUAUCUAGUCUAUCCAUAAGAAAUGAGUUCCUUUAUUUAUUUCUAGCUAAUUUCAUUUCUUUUUCUAUGGAGUUCCUCUUAUAACCCUUUUGUAGUAACUUUUCCUUAACGUGGUUAGCCUGCAAUUUAUAGUCCCGGGUGUCAGAACCAUUCUGUCUCACUCGAGUGAAUUGACUUCUAGCUAUUCCUCUAAGCCACGGCUGGUGAUGACAACUUUUAUGAUAACCGUAACUGUUGCCAUCAGUUGGCUUGAAGAAGCAACGUGAUCUCACGUUCUUAUCCUCAUUAAACAAAGUCACAUCUAAAAAGUGAAUGGUUGUAUUACUCCACUCUGGGGAGUAAUUAUAAAUUAAAUGGAUUCUGAUUUAGCUAUUGUACAAAUUAAUCAAAUGCCCCCCCCCCCCCAGAUGAUCAGAAUGUCAUCUAUGAAACGCCGCCAUAGCACCAGGCUUGCCCUCCAGUCAUGGUCCGACCACACCCAAAGGUCCUCCCAUUUCCUCAUAUAUAAGUUGGCAUAACUUGGGGGCAAACCUGGUGCCCAUGGUGGUCCCUGUAACCUGCAUCAAAAAAGAAAUAAUUAUGCUUCAGUAUAAACAUAACUGAAGUUAAAAUGAAAUCCCUUAUCCUUGGUUCUAAAUUCCUAUCUUCCUUUAAGAAGCAUGUGAUACCAUCCAAUCCCAGCUCAUGGCUGAUUAUCUUAUAUAAAGAUGUAUCAUCUAGGGUUGCCCAACUGUAGUUCUCCUCCCAUUCUAUAUUUUCUAAUUCCUGAAGGAUAAAUUUGGUGUCCUUUAUAUACGAUUUGGAUUUCUGGGCAAAUUGAUACAAAUAUGAAUCCACAAAAGCUGAGAGGUUUGCCGUUAUUGAAUUUAUCCAACUUAUAAUGGGCUGUCCAGGAGGAAAACAUAAGCAUUCAUUUAACUUGGGCAAAAACAAAAAAAAUUGUGUAACUGGGCUUCUUUGAUAUUGGAAAUCAAAAUUGUUUUGUGUAAUUAUAUUUUCGUCUCUAGCUUUCACCAAAAGUAGUUUUAAUUCUAGAUUAAAUUCCUGGGUGGGGUCUUUUUUAAAGAUUUUAUACAUUUUAGUAUCACUAAGAAUAUUCUCUGAAUCUAGUAAUUUUCCCUAGAUAGAACCACUAGCCCCAUCCCCCCACCCUUAUCGGCAUUUCUAAUUAUUAUAUCUUCUCUUUUAGUCAAAUUGUUAAGCAAAUAUUCUCUUCCUUACUCAGAUUUUUGAUGAACAAUUUUUCCUUUCCUUAUGUUUUUGUAAAUCUUUAUUUUAUUGUGCAAAUGAUAAACAAAGCAAGUUUGCCACGCCACGACAGCGGAACAAACCAAGUAAUAACAUAUAGGUUAUGACAAUGUCAUGACAUUCAGAGUACUUGCACAUUUUCUGUUUUAAAAGUAGAUUAUAACAUGCUAGUCAGGUAUGUCUAGGUUGAAUGAACAUGGAACAGUUAGCUGUCUUUUGAGAAGGUCUAGAAAGAUGAGAUAAAAAUCAAAAUGUAUACAUGAAAACAGGAGAAGCUAAAACAUGCUGAAGAAGCCUAGCGUUAUCAAUUUCUUGUGGUCUAAAAGAGAGUGUAUGCAUGCUGCAGAAAAGUUAGGCGUGUUAGAGUGAGAAGCUUCUCUAUGCUUAAGACAUGUUAGAAAAAUAAAAUAAAAGUAAACAAGCUUAAUCUUGUAGCCAGUGCCAAAUAAGGAAAUACCACUGGGUUUAUAUGCAGUGUCAUAGUAUGCCAGCAUUUAAAGCAUAAUAUCUAACUUGUAUAGCUGCAAUAUGUCAGGCUAACAUCAGAUAGACCACUAUACGAGUAUGUUAGCCAUUGCCUAACGGUGGAAAAUCCCAGCUGCCCUUAUUGUCUGCCCUCAGAAAUAAGCUCCCCCACGGUGCCACAUGCGAAUAUUCAGCCUAUGCCCAAAACCAGAAAGCAUAGGGUAGGCAAGCAUAGAGUCUGGAGGCUCACAGUAGCCACGAAAGAGUCCUGUAGGGAGUCUAUGCAGCCAAGUAGGUGCAGGUGGUGGUCGUCAAGUUCACGCCAGGACACAGCACUCUUCAGGCCCCAGGCCUUUUUGAGGGCCUGCAUCUGAAUUCCACAGGCUCUGGUCUUCUCGGGGACGAUGUCCUUCUCCUAAACUGGGGUAUGUGGGAGACCUAUAUGUUGUAAGCCGCCGGAGGCAUGUGAUCCUCCGCACGUGUGGGCGAUGCUGUAAGGCUGUGCCUUGUGUGGCUCUCGACCAAGAAGCAAGCGGCAGUGUUGGGAGGCUUGGUAAUGGCAGGAAUCCCUUGUGGGAACUUGAUAUGCCUCAUUGGCUCACUUUCCUCGGCACCCCCUGGUGCCGUGGCAAUCCGGUUCGGUGAUGUGCCUGAAUCCUCGCCCAGAAGGACUGGAAGAUUGCAUGAAGUUGGAGCAGGAUACUUACUGUAUAGCUAGAGAGAGGCACCUGAGGUGAGCUCAUGCUUUGUCCGGCUCGUGAAAGGGGCGGCGCCAUCUUUGGUGCAGGUGCCUGCGGUGUGCUGCAAGGAAGUGCAGGCUGAGGAGGCAAACACACCGCCCAGUGGGGACCGGGAUUACCCUCGCCGGUCCAGAGGGGGGGUUAGGAGUGCAGCUCAGACUAGUUACCAGGUAGGAGUCCACAAAGACCUGCUGGAUCUCCCCAGCUCUCUCCAUUGUAGGCCUGCAGUAGGGCAUCUCUGGCCUCCAACAACAUGCCAUCUUGAGUAAGGUAUCAAUGUGCGCAGGAGUAGACACCCGACUUGUGAGGUAGCUAAUGUGGAGUAUAGCUGCUCAAUUUCUGGGGUAAACGGCCCCAAAUCAGCCCAGGAUUCAGGAACCCAGGCACCACACGUCUGCUUUGCUAUGUGGCUAGACUACGCCCCCCUUCCUUUCCUUAUUUUACUCAAUUGUCCAUCUACCAAUUUCUCAAAAACUUCCAAAAAGAGGACCUUUUUCUUCACAUUUCAUACCUCUCUUUCAUACCUGUCUCCAAGAUAGACAUUUCCAUAUUGGAUAGAGUUAAACCAGAUAGAUUAAAGAUGCCUUUGGUAAAAUCUGCUCUCUUUCUGGAUGUUUGUUGCAUCUUCCUCGACCCUCAUUCUCUUUAUUGUUACUGUUUUGAUGUUCUCUUCCCUCUUUCCUUGUCUGAAAGUAGUUGGUAAUCGUUGUCCCUUUUUGGUUUUGUCCCUUUUCUAAAAACUCACAUUUUCUUCCCUUCUCCUCCUAUCUGGAUUGGGAAUAUUCUCUACGGCUUGUGCAUAUGAUUUUUUCCUUAUUGCCCCUCUUGAUGGGCUAAUAUCUCCCCUUCUUGGGGUGAUUCUCUCUUGAUAGUUUUUAUCCUGUAAUUGGUGUUGAGGUCUGGAGUUAAACGAUUUAUGAGGUGAAUGUUUUGGGGGAGAUUUUUUUUCUGACGGUUCCCUUCUCCGUCUAUCUUUAUUUCUAUUUAGGGGGGUUCCCUGAUCUAACCUUUUCCGGUCAUGCAUAUGAUAUCCCUGUUUUUUUACUUACUCUUUUGUUUUGUAUAGAAAAGGUGUUAAACAUUUUGCCCCCCUUAUCUCUUUUAUAUUUUCUGCUUUUUGUUUCUGCAAUUUUUUCAUCCAGAUUUUUUAUCUUAUUGUACAUUUAUUCCUCUUUAUAUUCAUCUCCCUCUUUAUCAAAGGAAUUGGUGAACUCCGGUUGUUCUAAAUCUUGUUCUAUUUUUUCUCUCUUUUCUGUAGAAUAUUCAAUUAUUAAAUUAAUUAAUUGGGUUGAACAAUUAAGCAGAAAUUCUUCCCAGUUUUGUAGAAAGAUCUAAUUUUCCAGACCAUAUAAUGGUAAUUUCUCGAUUCUUAGUCCCCUCAGGAUUAAACUAUCCUUUAUAUAGUUUUGAAGGAAAGACCUACCACCACUUUUUCGUUUUACUACUCAACAAUUUCUCUUUUGUUUUAAAAUAUUCAUCUAACCAUUGUAGUGAUUGGGGUUUUUCCCAAUCUUGAAAUUAUGCCUCAAAAUUUGUUUGCGUGCCCUUUGUAUGUUUGUUAAAUAAUUAGGGCUACUCGCUGUGACAAACUCCCUUUUUUCUGUGAGUUUGCCACGAGUUUUUGGAGCCCUGCAAUAUACCUUGGCCAAUUAACUUUAAAAGGCUCCAUUCAUGUAAUGUAAGUACUUUUGUACUCCACAAAGAGAGACCGACCGCUGGCCCUAAUUCUCUAGAACUGUUUUGGGCAUGAAAUCAUGCGUGGGGUCGGUCAAAAGAGACUUCCAGGAACUUCCUGAACCCCUGAUCUGAUCUGGGUGAUUUUUGGAUAUGUUGCACACCCAGAUCAGGGCUACCUGGGGAUGUAAUAUUUAUGGGGAUAUGUUCUGUUUUGGGGUGUUUUCUGUACUUUGGGGAAAAUUUGUGUUUUUCUGCCUGUGGAUAAUUAGGUUAUUCUAUUAGCCACUUUAAUUAUAUCCCAGGCAGAGGGGAGGAUUGUUUGCUGUACAUGGGAGUUUCACAUACUGUAUGGUUGUUCUUAUUGGUCUGUACAUUUGAGAAUGCGGUGUUCCAUCAAGUCUAGGGGUGUGCCUCUGGCCUGAGGAAUUGUAUAUAAGCAAACCUGUAUCAAGAAAGCCUUAGACUUGUUCUACCCUUCAUGAAGUUUCGGCUCAUGUUUGGGGGAUUGGAGAACUACCUACACUCUGGGGAUUGCUAUAAUCACUAUACUCCCCAGAGUAUAAUCACUGAGCUCUUGUAAGAGCUGUUCCUGUUCCUGCUGUCUGGACGAAGAGAGGUCUAGCUAAUGGAAGCUGGAUCCUGGUCUUGGGUCCAGAGUGGGUGGAAGACGGCGAGACCCCAACCAAGCUGCGGCGGUUCGUGGGGUCUGCUGUGGUUAUGGUGUCUAGUGGAGCCCUCGGAAAGCACUAGCCAUAAUGUAAUUCAAUAUCAAAGGAAUCUCUAAAUACAAUUCACGAGGCUAUAAAUUCAGGGAAUAAACAACAUAAAAUAACAAACUAUCCACUACACACCAAAAGUGCAAUAUAUGGAAAAAAGCUUAGCUUAGCUUAUAUAUACAGCUUCUCAAGGUCCCUUCCCUGGUGGUAACCUCACAUAAUGUUAUUUUCAAUUAAAAACUCUGCAAGAAGCUUACAAUCUAAAGAGUUAAUUUGUGUUAGUUAUUUUUGGAGUUCUCACAAUAAUCACCUUCAUUUCAAAGCAAAUGUUUUUGACACUAUGGAGAUAUUUAGCUUAGUCAGUAUUCCCUUCCACUCUAUUCUAUAUAAAAUAAAGAACUCUAACCCUCUAAAAAAACGUUACCAGCUUACUAUUGUAUCCCCAGCUUUUGUUUUAAAGUAACAGAGGUUUUUAGUACUGUCACAAUGCAAUUAUAAGGUAAGCUCACCUAAGUUGGUAAUGAGUGGGCUUUCCUGUGAAACCCUACAAGCUAGUUAACCCUAAUUAGUCAGCAGCUUAGCAAGGCUAUGUAAAACCAAUCCAGUUAUACCAUAUAUCAAGCACCCUCUAUACUUAGGCUGGAGGAUUGGAGGAUUACUUAGGCUGAAGGAUUGGCUAUACAUAAUAAUAAUAAUUUUUUUUCACCAGGUUGACGAGGCAAUUGCUUCCAGAUACCAGAAGGUCAUGGCGGAGUGGAAAGCCUGUGAGGUGAUAGUGAAACAGAGAGAAAAGGAGUCACACUCUGCUAUAUAUGCUAAGCUCUCCUCUGGCAGUAGCAUUGACAGCCAUGUGCAGCGUUUGAUACACCGGGACUCUACCAUAAGUAACGAUGUAAGAAAACUUGCUGCUUCACAGUAGACAUCCAAAAAAACAUGUCCAACAGUUCCAACUAACUCUUCUAGAGCUCUAAGUCCUAAUGUCUGCUGCUUGUCUUAAAUGUUCUAAUAGUUCAAUGUUUAUCUCGGUAUUUCAAAUUGGGUAUUGAAUACACAUAAAGCAAUUCGUCUUUGUAAGUACUAGGUGCAUUUACUUAAAGGUCAACUCAAAACAAUUUUUAAUAUAAUAAUCCUUUCAUUAAGUUUUGAAAGUAAGUUGAAUAAUGUAUAUGUAAAACAAAAUUAGAAAAAUGCAACCCUGCCUUUAGUAUGACAGGACCCUUCAGCCACAUACAUGUACCUUGGGUCAAGCCAAACAGUGCUUGAAAGCUAACAAUUAGUCUCUAAUUGGUCUUCAGGGCCGGGCUGGGAAAAAAAUUCGGCCCGGCAUUUGUUAAUCACUGCGGCCCACUAAGAAGGGGGCAGAUCAGAGAGGGUGUGCUUUGUCAUCACCAAUGAGAAAAAGGCCCUGUAUUUGUACUACAGAGUGCAAGCUAAUUUAAUAACAUGCUUGCGCUGUGUUUCCUUUUAACUUGUCUCUGGUGUGUCUAUAAAUGGGAUACCUGAAGACAAAAGGGACAGGAAAGAAUAUUGUGCAUGUUUUGAGCCUGCUUGUGGGAUUGCGUGUGUGUAGUGAGCUCAUUGUGGUGUGGUAUUGUGUAGUAAUGUCAGUUUUAGUCGUGUUGAAUUGUGGUGUAAUGUAAUGCAUGUGUGGCUAGGGACUGUAGAGCGUGUGUAUAUAGGGGAUGUAGCAAGUUUGUGCAUAUGGCUAUAGUGUGUGUAUGUGUGUAUAGGUGAUGUAGUGUUUGUAGGGGUUGUAGAGUGUGUGUUUAGGGAAUGUAGUAUGUAUUUGCUUACAAGGAAUCUAGUGUGUGUGUGUAUAGAGGAUCCAGAGUGUAUAUGUAAGGAAUGUAGUGUGUGUAGGUGGUGCUGUGUGUGUGUAUGUAUAGGGGUCUAGUGUGUUUUUGAAGGACCCAGAAUGUGUAUAGGAGAUCUAGUGAGUGUGUGUAUAUAGCGUAUUCAGAGUGUAUAUGGGGAUCUAGUGUGUGUAGAUGAUCCAGAGUUGGGUAAGGGAUCUAGUGUGUGUCUGGAAUGGAAUGUGUUUAGGGGUGCAGUAUGUGUGUGAGGUGUGCAGUAUGUGUGUGAGGGGUGCUAUAGUAUGUGUGUGUCUGUGUGUGUGUGUGGUGCAGUGUGUCUGGGGGGUUCUGUGUGUAUGUGUGAGGGGUGCCAUGUGUGUGAGUGAAGGGUGCAUUGGGGUGUGUGCGAAGGAUGCAGUGGGUGUGUGUGAGGGGUUUAGUGUGUAUGUGAGGGGUGCAGUAUGUGUGUGUGUGGGGGGGGCGGGGGGUGCAGUGUGUAUGAGUGUGUAAUGUGUGUGUGUGUGUGUGUGUGUGUGAGGAUAAUGUGUGUGUGAAAGGGAGCUGCGUAUGUGUGUGUGACAGGGAGCUGUGUGUGUGUGAGAGUACUGUGUGGGAGGGUGAUGUGUGUGUGGGUAAUAUGGUGAGAGAGUGCUGUGUGUGAUAGUGCUGUGUGUGAGGGUGAUGUGUGUGAGGGUGAUGUGUGUGAGAGUGCUGUGUGUGUGAGAGGGAGCUGUGUGUGUGUGAUGUUGAUGUGUGUGUGAGGGUAAUGUGUGUGAGGGUGAUGUGUGGGUGUGAGGGUAAUGUGGGUGUGUGGGUGAUGUGUGUGAGGGUGAUGUGUGUGAGGGUGAUGUCUGUGAGGAUGAUGUGUGUGAGAGUGCUGUCUGUGAGGGUGAUGUGCGUGUGUAUAUGUUAGGAAGGAUUGUGUGUUGGGAGGAAAAAAAACAACAAAAAACAGGAAUUAUAUCGCUUCUUAUCUUUAGCCUGGGAGGGGGGGUCCAUGCUGCCAUCCCUGGUGGUGCUAGUGGUGAGUGAACUCUAACCUGUGGAAAACAUUGUAUACUUUUAAUGCUCUGGGUGACAUCUACCUCUAUGUCUAAUUAUUAUAUAUCACUACUAAGACUCUUGUAGACUAGUCACUUUUUAGUUUUGUAAUUUAGCCAUUUUCAUUUUUAAAACUGUACAAAUGUGUUUAUUAUAUCUCACCUAAGAUUAUACCUGUUUUUUGUUGUGCUGUCCUUGAAGACCAGAUAGUUUUCUAGGAAGGGAUUUUUGGUUUUCUGUUUUACAUACCUUCCACCUGUUAUAUUCAGAAUUUAAUUUUGUGACAUUUACAUUUAAUUGAACACUUAACAUGUUUCAAAGCCAAUUUGUUUGGUAAUUUCCUCAUUCUAGUGGAGAUAUCAGCUUUUUACCAUCUGCUCAAAAGACAUUUUACUAGCAUAGCAUGAUAGUGAUUCAUAGUCCUCUAUAAAUCUGUAAAGUUCAGGGUAUGGAAUGCCGUAAUGCAUAUAACCUUUUAGUCUUUUAUCCUACUAAUUAGUUAUUGGCAUACACAGUUAUAAUGCCAUGUUCUAGCUGAUCAAGGAUCACAAAAAAAGGGUGGAGACUAUUAGUUUAUGUCAUCAUGUUCCGUGUACUUCUUGUACUUGUUCUCAUACUGCAAACUGUUUAUAUGUGAAUGCCAGGUCUUCAUGUCCACAGAAGAACUUGAUGUAUCAGAGAGAGACUUGAAAGGACGAAAUGAUAAAUCAUCCACUCUGGCAAAUACUGGUGCUACUGUUGUAGUAGCACCUGCAGAACCACAGCAAUCUGUGGAAUUUGACUCUCCAGAUUCUGGUCUUCCUUCUUCUCGUAAUUACUCGGUGACCUCCGGAAUCCUUUCCAGUAUUGAUGAUGGGCAGAGCAUAUGCUUUGAGGAGGAAGAGUCAAGCACAGAGUCUGAUAGGACUGAAAUGAGUGUUUCCCAUCCACGUAAAAGUAAAGGAAUCCUCAAAAUGCAGGACUCUAUAAGUGAAGAGCAUCUAUGCUCACAGUUAGAAUCCCUAAGUGCUGCAGAUGACAUCUCUUCCAUGUGUCCCACAUCUUAUACGGUAAGAAAUCUCUUUGGUAUCAAACAAUUUUAUGGAAAUGAAAGAUGAAGAUCAUAAGAGAGCAAGUAGCAAAUACCUUAAAGAUUGCCAGAAAGCAAGCUGCGCAUAUUUUGCUGAUGCAAGGAGUGUGUGAAGAAAGACCGACAGAUUUCAUAUUGAUUAUAAACUUUGUGCAGAAACAUCAUCUGUGUGACAGUUCUCUAUGUACAAAACAAAACAAGAAAGGGAUUAGAUAAAAAUGAAUACAAGCAAUGUAUGAGCUAAUAUAAUACUUUUAGGUAAUAUUCAGUAUUUGAUUGAUACAUACAUACACAUAAUAAAAAAGUACAAAAAAGCAAUACAAACCAGCUUUCUCUAUUUUACAAAGAGUAUGCAAGUGUCACGGGUCUGGUCGAGAAAGGGUGCUGACCAGAGCAGCAACCUCUGUAGGGUGGAACCUAGAAUGCAAAGAAACCAGCAAACACACAAAUCAAGGCAAAAACAAGUCUAUCAUUAUUUACAAGGAACACAAAGAAUCAAAUACAAGCACAUAUAGCUCAAUGAAAGAGAAGGUAGCAGUCUGGAUACAGUGAGCAAGGAACUCAGGAAGGCAGCUAGCUCAGGAACUCAGGAAGGCAGCUAGCUCAGGAACUCAGGGAAGCAGCUUGCUAAGAAACUCCGGAAGGCAGCUAACUCAAAAACUCAGGAAGGCAUCAUGCUCAGGAACUCAGGUAGCAGCUAAUCUAGGAACUCAGAAAGGCAGCAUGCUCAGGAACUCAGGAAGGCAGCUAGCCUUGGAACUCAGGAAGGCAGCUAUCCAAGGAACUCAGGAAGGCAGCUAUGCCAGGAACUCAGGAAGGCAGCUAGCUCAGGAACUCAGGAAGGCAGCUAGCUCAGGAAUUUAGGAAGGUUGUAAACUCAGAAACUCAGGAAGGCAGCAUGCUCAGGAACUCAGGAAGGCAGCUAGCCUAGUAACUCAGGAAGGCAGCUAUUCAAGGAACUCAGGAAUACAGCUAUCCCAGGAACUCUGGGAGCAGCUAGUCUAGGAACUCAGGAAGGCAGCAUGCUCAGAAAGUCAGGGAACAGUUUGCUCAGGAAUUCAGGAAGGCAGCAUGCUCAGGAAGGCAGCUAUCCCAGGAACUCGGGAAGCAGCUAGUCUAGGAACUUUGGAAGGCAGCAUGCUCAGAAACUCAGGGAACAGUUUGCUCAGGAAUUCAGCAAGACAACUUCCCCAGGAACUCAGGAAGCCGCUAACCCAGGAACUCAGACUGUUACUUAGGACAAAAGGACCAGACCAAAAAUACCUGGUAAAUAAGAAGGAGUGAGACUCAAAUAAAUAGGGAGGCUAUGAUUGCAAAGUAAGGUCAGCAGGUAACAAAGAAAGAUCUCAGUCUGGCUACAACAGCCUGCAACAGCACCUCAGAAAGGUAGUGGCACUGUGAGGUACUGCACCAGAAUGAGAGUUAACAGAAUCAUGACAGUAUGUGUUCCCUGUAAGGUCUUCAAUGCUACCUGCCUGUCUGUCUGUCUGUCACAAUAGUACAAUCAUAAAGUAUCAUUCUUUUUUUUUCUUUGUCAGAUAGAAUUAAUGGAUACUAUUGCCUUAAAUUUGCAUCGCAUUGAUAAAGAUGUCCAGAGGUGUGAUCGGAAUUACUGGUAUUUCACAUCUGAUAAUUUAGAAAAGCUCCGUAACAUCAUGUGCAGGUGGGUAAGGCAGUGUCUUGAGAGCAUAACAAGUACUACAUCUGGUACCAAGCUUAUUCAGUGUCAACAUUUUCUGAAAUUAGAUCUAAUGUUCAUCAGAAAUGUUCUUUUUGAGUGGAGCCCAAUUAAUCUAAUACCUUUAAAAAAAUGUCUAUUUACCAUUAGGUGUCUUUGUUCUUCUUAAAUCUUAUUUUCUUCAGUCCCAAAACAAGGCCAAAAAAUCCAUUAAAUCCCAAUGUAAUUUUUAAAAUAAAAAAUGGACUGGCUCGCAAGACAGGAACAAAACACGUCACCAAAUAUAUUAAUCCAAGUUGGACGAUCUAGGGUUCCAUGCAGACUGAGCUUGCGUAGCUCAUAAGGGCUUUCCCACGCUGUGCAAUUUCAGUCAAAGCGCUGUGACAGGCAAAUCUCACUUAUCUUGAGACUUGAGUAGGAGAAUUUUUAGCACACUUGUGACAUAGUGGCAGUUUUAUUGUUCCAAGUCACUAGUGAAUACAGAAACAAGAAUAAGAAAAAAGUUACAUGUGCACUAUCCCAAUAACUGAAGGUUUUUUAGUAUCUCUCCAAUGGCCAUUCAAGUGUAAGCUCAUCUGCCACGUCAAGGCAAACCUCCUAGGUGAGUCCUACACUAACAAUUCACCUUACUGCUUUCAGCAAAAUAACCUACACGAUUUCUAAGCAUUAAUAUGGAACACAUGGGGCAGGCGGAAGCACUGUAACAUAGCUUUGUAAUACAAAGGCAAAUACAAACAUACAAAAUUAAGCCCUACGCUCAAACUCCCACUACUCCUGGGCAGCAGUAAUGACUAAAGCAUACAUCAGCCCCAAUAAAUACAGUAAAAACACAUGAAAAAAGUUUCCUAUGCGCUGUCAUAAAUCCCUAUGCACAUCUAAAUGACAGAAGUUUUAGUAUCACUCCAAUGAAUAUUCAAGUGUAAGCUCACCUGCCACGUCAAGGCAAAACCUCUCAGGUGAGUCCUACACUAAUAAUUCACAAUGCUGCUUUCAGCUUAAAGGCAAAAUUUGAAACAGAAAGGGGUAAUUUUUUAAACCCCAACACACUUAUUAACAGCAAGUGCAUAGAGCAAGAUUAGUGUUUGGCUUCUUCUUGCACAUUGUAUUUCAGCCAAGUGCAUCCUCGUUGUUCUUUGUGCAAAAACUUGUUGCUGUGGUAAUGUUCAAAUAAAGACAGCCUGUAUGUUUCUGCUAAAUGAACAAGUGGUCUUUUUUUAGGGCUAAAAAUGUCCUCUUGCCAUUAGCUAUUAACAAGUGAAACUUUAGCCCUGGCAAGUGGAAAUUCACCCUUUGAGAGUAUGACUUGCAGUGGCAAGUAAAUUUUAAGGCCUGGCUAGUAACAUAGGACUACAAAUCAUAAGCCCUGUAUGAGAGGCACAUCUUAUAAUAAUGCGUUUUUAUUUACAGCUACGUGUGGGAACACCUUGAUGUCGGAUAUGUACAAGGAAUGUGUGACCUUUUGGCACCACUGAUGGUUGUCCUGGAUAAUGGUAAGGAAAUGUGUACAAACAGCUAAAAAGAAAACUUUGGAAUAUUCCUAUUAUAUAGUUCAGAGGUCAGCAACCUGUGGCAUGUGUGCCAUACAUGAACCCAGUGAGACCAGGAAUCAUGCAGCACUUGCUAGUGCCAAACAAGCAGUCAGCAUUACCGGUGAUUGCGACAUGCUGUGCCGGUCAGAGCUGGGAGGAAGUGAAGUUAGAGCAUUUAUUCCCAGCGGUCUUAAAAAAGAAUCUGUGUGGGAUAAGAGCAAUAUACACAUGGAAAUUUUAAAAUAAAAUCAGACCGGCACUCCAAGAGACUUCAAAGUCUUGUUUUAACACACUGUCUUGUUAAAAAGGUUGCCUACCCCUGAUAUAGUGUGUAUAUUGGCUAUAUACAUGAUCCAUUGUUACUUAUCAGGCUGAUGGGAAAGUAUGUAGGCUGUAUUUUAUAAAUAAAUAAACCCAUGUUUCACUAUAUGUGCGCAUAUUUGUGUGCAAUGAGUGUGAGUGCAUCAUGUCUGCAUCAAUGUGUUCAGCAAGCACACAUCUAUGCAUAUAUGAAUACAAAUAAACAUCCAAACAUACUGACAUCUUAACAUAGUUCACCUCAAACAUGCACCUGGAAUGAAAUGUAAAGCAAGGUGGUACUCUGAGCAGGUGGCAGAGGAUUAACCGUGCAUGCACCAUAUACCACCUGCAAUGGAAUCUUGGGCCUAACCACAUCUAAAAUACACUAUUGAACAACCCUUUGUAAUAUGUAAAGACUGUGCUUUAUAAACUAGAAGACUAGACCCAAUCAGCUCUAUUCCUAGAGCUGAUAUAUACCAUUCCAUAUAUAUCGUGAAUAUAUCAUUCCAUUUAUCAAGCUUGCCCGUUUUCGGGACCAUUGUACCACAAUCAUACCUAAUUCAAAUAAGCGUAUUAUAAAGGUUGCAAGUUAUUAUCACCUUUUGAAAGCAUGCCACAGGUUACACAAGAGUGAAGGUGUAUGUAUCUAUAUAUAUAUAUAUAUUUUUUUUUUUUUUAAAGAACGGGUGGUGUGCACUCACAGACCUUGAAAAUGUAGUAUGUAUUUCCUCAUAGUAGUACAAUUUACAAUAAAUAAAGUGCAGAAGAUGGUCAAUGUUUCAGUCCCAGGGCAGGACUUUCCUUAGGACAGCAUAGUCACAGCUAGUAUGUCACUUCCCAAGCUCACUGAGUUGUCUUUUAAAAAUAAGAUUCUUGUCCCAUUUAAAUUGCGUAACUUGUACAAAUUCUACAAUAUAUCUAAAACCAAGCUUUUUCAAGGACACAGAUAAUAACUCUUGGAUAAUAGCCUGAGUACUGAUUGUGGAAGCCUCCAAGCUAAUGUGCAAUAAUGGAUGAACUGCAAUUGAGGGCUGAAAGUAGCUACAUGAGCAAGAGGAAUAUGCAAGACAGAAAUAAACAUAUUGCUUUUGAACUACUGUGGUAAAUUCAUUAGUGGCUUAUCACAACAUAGUAAACAUCAGUGAGAUGUAUCAGCCCACAGCUAUCAAAAGCCCAGGACUACCAGGCUACUACUUUAAACAGAAAGUUACUAACACAUAUGUGACUGGAUCCUUGUGGCUGAGUAGAAAAGUGUAAAACUAAAACCCUGUUUCAGAUAUUAAUGUGACUGCAGGUAGAUAUAACCAGUGCUAUGUCAGUUUCUAAUGAUGUAUUUUACCAAUAGAUUUUUUGGCAUACAGUUGCUUCACACAACUCAUGAAGAGAAUGAGUCAAAACUUUCCAAAUGGAGGUGCAAUGGACACACACUUUGCAAACAUGAGAUCUCUGAUCCAGGUACGUUUUCCUUUGGGUAAAUCAUUAUAGAGGACUUAUAGCAAUACGUUGACCAGUAUGUUGAGGAGAAUCUGCAUUUACCUCUGCUGCUUCUUUUAAUAAACAUGUAUCUCAUCUUCUCAUCUCAGUUUAUAACCGGAGCAAAAAGGCCUCUAUGCAAACAAUAAGCAUGGCAAAAUCAAUAUAAUAGAAAUGUAUAAAUAUAAUUAGUGGGAAUGUUACAAGGCCCAAUGGUGUUAUGGUGAUGUUUAAAAACAGUCAAGUGAAGUCACUCCGAGCAACAUACAGACCAGCCUUGACUUAAACUAUGCCCCAUUACUUUCUCAAUAAAGGAAGACACAUUUGUAUGAUUAAAUAAAACUACAGUUACGUCAUUUCAUCGUACAUUAAUUUCAGAGUUGCAUGUCAGCAAAAGGAAGUUUAUAUAAUAUAUUUUAAACACUUUGAGACCCAAAGAAGUUAUUGAAACACUUAGAAUGAUGGAAUAUGAGAUAACUUUGAGGUGGGUUACCCAGUACUGACAUUGGUGUCGGGGUAAGAUAUUACUGGUGAACCUGAGACACUUUUAACAAGAUGUAAUCCAUAAGAAAUGUUUAUUUGAGUGAUCAUUUUUAACUUGUAUCAUUAGUCUCACUGAAUGUCGCUAAUGCUCAUUUAUGGAUUAAACUAUAAAUCGAAGACAAAUCGUAACUUGGCUCCAAUCUCACUGCAUCAGUAUCUAGUUAUGUAGCUCAACCUCAGUUCAAUAUUUGCAUUGAUUCAUGAACUCAUCCAGGAUGUACUCCAAAAUAAGUGUCCUGCUCUGAAAUAAAUCACAAGCAAAUUCCCUGCUUAGAAAGUAGAACAUACAUCACAUUAAUGCCAGUCACUGACUGGGACAAUGUUUCUGCACCAACUUGCUUUUAAUGAAUAGCCAAAUGGGAGAUUUAUCACCAACUAUUAUCAUGACAUGGGAUUAAGUCUUACUGCAAAUCAAAUUUAAUGCUUAGAUCCCUUUAUGCAUUUUUAUUAUAGUAAAAUGGUUUAGUAAUAAAUAUUACUAUGACAUAGCUCUUUGAAAAAAAGCCAACACUAAAGCAGAUUAAAGAGCCACAUGACAAUUGUUUUUUUUUUGUUUUUUGUUUUUUAAACACUGUCUUAUUUAACCCAUUCAAGAUCAUAAUUUGCCUUAUACUUUGUUCUGAUAUGUGGUUGACGUGGUGGAGGUAAAUUAAAACCAUGCUAUAUCAGGGGUGCUCAAAAAGUAGAUCCCCAGAUGUUUGAAAACUACAUGGAAGUUGUAGUUUUACAACAUCUGGGGAUCUGCCUAUUGGACACCCUUGUGCUAUAGCGUUUGGGUUCUCCUAAGGGGUGACAUCCAAUAGGUACAGGUUGUGCUCUUUUUCAGUUGAAAUUGUCAAUGUUUUUUAUAUUUUAAUUCAUAUUGUAUUUCUGUCUGUCAUGCCAUGUAAAUUAAUACAAUUGUUGUAAUGUGGUACUUGUGGGGCACAUGUGCUUAUACUGCAUAUAAUUUGUAUUUUAUGAAAUUGUCAGUUAUGUAUGUUUAGUUGAGUAUCUGAAUCCAUUUUUAUUUAGAAAUACUUCUACUGUACUGUUUUUAAUUCUUCAGUGACAUACAGGGUUGUUUGACAUUUGGAAGCCUCUUUGUAUCAUCAUCAGAACGUUUCAAUCUUGUUUUAUUUUUGCAGAUUUUAGAUUCUGAAAUUUUUGAACUCAUGCAUCAGAAUGGAGACUACACACAUUUCUAUUUCUGUUACCGAUGGUUUCUGCUCGAUUUCAAAAGAGGUACUUAAAAUAUCUACUGACAAUCACUGGCAAGGCCUUUAAGUAACAACAAAAACCAAUAUAUAAUCCACCAGGGAGCUUUGUGACAUACACUGAUUGCAGCAAUAAGGGGAGAGCUAGCAAUAGUUGGACUAGGGUGACAAGUACAAAUAAAUAAAAUCCGAGCCACAGGCACUUUUCUGGGCAGCCAGGAGGUAGGAGGAAGGAGAGCGAGGACCCGGCUCUAUCUAGCAGCUCCACCAGGUCCUUCCUCUCGCGAGGUUGGAGCGUUGCCGCGGUUACCGUGGCAACGCUCCGGAUCUCGCGAGAGUAAACUCACCACGAGACCACCAGCGCUUUUCCACCGGACCACUAGGGCUGCAAUCUCCCCCCUUCCUGGGCAAAGAUAAGAAGGGAGGGGGGGACAUAACUGAAAAAGGAUGUAUUUAAAAUAAACGUAGCUACUUAUGUUCAUUUUUAAUACAUGGUCUAUUUAUAUAUAUAUAUAAAAAAAAAAAAAAUAUAUAUAUAUAUAUAUAUAUACUUGCCUAUAUCUGCACCCUCACAUACACACACUGCACUGCAUCACACACACGCAGCACCACAGACAAACACACAGUUCACCCUUCACACACAUGCUGCACCACACACACACACAGACACUGCACCACAGACACACACAGUGCACCCUUCACACACACACACUACGCCACACACACAGUGCACCCUUCACACACACACACUGCAACCCUCUCUCUCUCUCUCACACACACACACUGUACCACACACAAAUACAGUGCAUCUUUCAUACACACUAUACCCCACACACACACUGUACCCCUUACACACACACUGCACCACACACAAACACAGUGCAUCCUUCACACACACUGCACCCUUCACAUAUACACACUGCAACCCCUUACACACACACUGCACCACAAACAGUAGUGCACCCUUCACACACAACAUUGUAACAGAGACAGACACACACAGACACAUACAUACACACACACACACAGAGACAGACAGACACACACAUACAGAGACACAGACACACACACACAUACAAAGACACAGACACACACACAUGCAGAGACACACACAUACAGAGAUACAGACACACACAUACAGAGACACAGACACACACACAUACAGAGACACAGAGAUACAUACAGACACACACACAUACAGAGACAGACACAAAUACAGAGACAGACACACAUACAGAGACACACAUACAGAGACACAGACACACACACAUACAUACAGAGACACGCACAUACAGAGACACAGACACACACACAUACAAAAACACACACACAUGCAGAGACACAGACACACACAGAGACACACAGAUACAUACACACAUACAGAGACAGACACACACAUACAGAGACACACACACACAGACACAAACAUACAGACACACAGAUACAUACAGAGACACAGACAGACACACACACACACACACACACAUACAGAGACAGACACACACAAAACAGAGACACACACACACAUACAUACAUACAGAGACACGCACACAAAAUGUUUGCUGUUUCCUACCUUUUGUGACUUUCCCUGGGGUCCAGUGGGGGCUUAGCCUGAUGGGAGUCAGAGUUCCCACUCUGAAUCCCUCCUCCUUCCUGCUUCCUCCCGCGCGGGCCCUGAUAGCUGGGAGGAGUGACCGGGAUGUCAUCACGGGGGCCCGGUCGCGCUGUUAAAGAGCCCAGCGCUAACCAGGCCCCCUGACAAUCCAUAUCCAUUGGGUGGCCCUGACAGCAUGGGCCGCCCAAUGGACCCCUUAACAUGCAGCCCCGGCGGUUUGCCGUAUGGGCCCGGGCUGCAAAACGUGGCAGCUGGUACCCGGUAUGUACGCCUGUGAUUGCACCCCUCACACAGUGCUCACCACACACACAGUACCCAUCACACAAACACACAACACCCCUCACACACACACAACAUGCCUUAUACACACUACAUUACUUACAAACACUACAUCCCCUGUAAACACUCUGGAUUCUCUACACACACACAAGAGAUCCCCUAUAGACACACACUGACCCACCUAAACACACUACAUUUCUGACAUACAUACUCUGGAACCCUAUGCACCCACAAGAUGCUCUACACUCAAACAAACACACUACAUUCCCUAAACACACAUUCUUUACAUAUCAUACACACACUACAUCACCUACACACACACAUAUACUACAGUCCCUAUGCACACACUCUCUCACUCACUUCAGUCCCUAGCCACACAUAUUACACAACAAACACAUCACAACUGAAACCUACCAAUUUACACAACACAUCACACCACAAUCAGCUCACUCUACACACACGCAAUCCCACAAGCAGCCUCCAAACACAUGCACAAUACACUUUCCUUGCCAUUUUGUCCUCUGGUAUCCCACUUAUGGAGACACCAGAGACAGAACAAAUACAGAACUUUUUUUCUCAUGCUAGAGCUCUUCAGCAGAACUCUGCACAUGGGCUGCCCUGGAAGAGCAUUGAACCAACUGAGAGGGGGCGUGUUUAUCAUUGGUGAUGACAAAACGCCACCUCUCUCACCCCACCACUCUGUCUGGGCCACUGUGAUUCAAAAAUGCCCAGGCUGAAUUUUUUUCCCAGUCCAGGCCUGGUUUAGGCUCUGACCACAAUUACGCACAACGUAGUCCUAUCCCAUGUAAUUUGUCCCAAAACACUUUGCUUGCUGAACUGUUUUUGUUGCUGCCAGUUAAGACACACACAAAGAGAACGUCCAAGUAGCUACCUGGCUAACAGAUGUUUGCAACUUGUUUUUUUUUCCUCUAAAUAUCUUCAGAUCUAUACAUUUACUAGCCACUAAGCUACUAUGAUUUACAUAUAAUGUCACUGUCUGCAUGACAAAAUACAUGUUAUUAAGCAGUUUUGGUUACUCCACAAUUUUCAGGUCAUUUAAAUUUACAGUUGAAUAGCAGGCUGAUUAAACUUGUUCUAGAUUAUGUUCUGAGCGUUGCCCUCAUCCUGUUUUCUAUUUUGUUCCUCUAGAACUUUUGUAUGAAGAUGUAUUUUCAGUGUGGGAAGUUAUCUGGGCUGCUAAACACAUAUCCUCAGCACAUUUUGUACUAUUUAUUGCUCUUGCUCUGGUGGAGGUUUAUCGGGAGAUUGUACGUGACAACAAUAUGGAUUUCACAGAUAUCAUCAAGUUUUUUAAUGGUAAGAAACACUUAUUUGAUUUGGAUCUUGGGGAGAUGGUUCUUCAAGUACACAUUAUUUUGAUCCUAAUAUCAGAAAGUCAAACAAACUUUUAAAAGUUCUAAAUAUAUUUGAAAACAAGUUAUGUAGCAAAUACUUUUUUUGUUGAGUUCACUCACGAGCAAUACUGGGGAGUUGUGUAGUGGUCCCUUAAUCACUUCAAAUCAUCUACAUAUGUAUUGUGCAUUCAUUUGAAGGCUCCAAACUGCAGAGGGACUGCAAAUUAUUUGAGAAUUAUAGCAACGAAUAUUCCCUCUGGCCAGUUUGUGUGCUUAGUGAAGAAACUCUGGGCACGUACUGGUCCUGUCUCAGGUUUGACCAUUGGUGAUUUUUGUUUUUGAUCCAUUUCCUUUUGCCUCUAUCUAUCUUUUUCUGCUACUCAUUUUUUUGACACUUUUAAAUGUGCUAAUCCAUCAUAACAUUCUGAUUAAAUGAACUGUAAAUUGCACAUAAAUUGCAUCACGUCCACAGUAAUACAUUCCCAGAGGAACUGCGUUUUUAUAUACUGUGGUAUUCAGAUGCCACCUCAAAGUUAGAGCCACUCUUCUGAAACUAUAGUUCAACUGGGCACCUUUUAUAUAGGUUGUAGAAAAUGCCAUUCAAUAAACCUAACAGUACUUAUAUAUAUCGUCUCCAUUGGAACGACGUAAAUGUACUACUUCAGUUUUUUUCUUGUCAUUACGUGGAAAUAAGUGAUUUUGUAUUAUUAAGAAUUAUGUGAAAUUUGCCAUCCAUAUUGUGAGAAAUGUAACCUUUGUACUUAGGAUUAGAAAAAUGUAUGCAUUCCCCCAGAAAUGCAUGCACAGUUGCACACACAAAUUGUUUACAGGGUUUUUCACCGAACACUGGAUUUUGUUUGAAUUGACAAAAUCCAGUAAAAUUACCGAAUUUGGGCAGCAUUCAGCCUGUUUUGCAUAAUUUGUUCUCAAGUGUUCAGAAAAUCAUUAAUAUCCGCAUUCUAACCAAUAAAAAGCACAUGGAAUGGACAUUCAUCGGUGACUGCAUGGAGUUAAACAAAAAGUAAAAAACAAGUAAUGAGGAUAAGGACUUGGCUGCAGUGAGAAGUCUCUCAGUGCUGGAAUAAAAGUGCAUUUGAUAGAACUUUUAAUGUUUAAAAUAAUAAAUGUGGAGGGGAGACAAUAAUCUAAAAUAGAACAGGAACACAUCUAACAAAAAUAGAUGUUUUAAUUUUAUUUUUUAUGUAUUAGAGUGUUCCUUUACUUACAAUUGUUGACACACACAUAUUUACACUCAAUGAUACAGAAGAACAUAAACUCAAUUAAACAUAAACAGGGAUGCUGCAGACUCACUUACUAGCUCAGCUGCAUGGGUUUUGGUGUUAACCAGAUAGGGUACAGACCACUGAGGUUAAUCCUGACGAGUCCUGGACAGUGUGAGGGUGACCAAGGCUGAUCUGUAGUUGCACAGUGUCAGCAUUAUUCACUAAAAUGAGAAUUCAAAGUCAAAUUAGCCAAACUGGAAUUCUCAAUGUCAGCUAUGUUUUCCCUUCAGCUACUCUAGACUUCAAUUUGAAAUUCACUUUAAAUUCUCACUUUAGUAAAUAACUCUGUCAAUAUUGCCCCGGUUGUAGAGGGACAAGAAGGGGAAACUCCAGCUAUGGGAAAAGGCAGAGCUUGUUUCUACAAAGCUAGAAGGCUGUUUCAGAAGCCAUUGCCCAAACUUUGGGGGUUUAAAAAAUAUAAAUAAACAAAUGUAAGGAAUAAAUAAUGUGCUGACCCCUUAAAUUUGCCACUCUAAGUCGAUUUGGCCUAGUUAUAAAUAAAUUACUGUCCUUAGGAUACCCAAGUCAUUUGCAGUAUUUCCAUUCUUUUACUAUGUAAUUACAAUUUGUUAUUUUAUGUAUUUCUGAUUUUUGCAUUUUUCUUUUAUAUUUUAUAUUAUCUUAUACAUAAUUUAUAUUUUCUCUCUUAUUCUUAGAAAUGGCUGAGCAUCAUGAUGCACAAUUAAUUUUGCGGAUAGCACGUGAACUGGUCCAUAAGGUUCAAACUCUGAUAGAAAAUAAAUGAGACAUCUUUUCAUUGAGGUGGAAUGUUGGAUCAUCAUAUAGAGGUGCUGAAAAGGCCUUCAACU